Molecule: messenger RNA, 67834 nt
Organism: Pelobates cultripes (western spadefoot toad)
Lineage: Eukaryota; Metazoa; Chordata; Amphibia; Anura; Pelobatidae
Source: the annotation of a GenBank genome assembly
UAAAGAGAUUUACAGCCAGCAAAGUACAUCGACUCAUCUGGGAGACACCUAUCAGGCAAAUGUUCUUGAAGAUUUGAAAUACCUAUUUUUUUCUAAGGCCAGGUAAGCACUCAAACUAAGGAAAAAUAUAGAAAGAACACGUCUAGAUUCACAAAAUAAACGUAUUUAAUGUGAAUUGAAGAUCAAAAUAUUAUCAUCUGUACCUGCCAAGCAUUGUAUGUAGUGGGAGCAAUGUAACCUUUCAUUUUACACAAUGGUAUCAAGUGAAGAUUUUUAGAAUUUUUGCAUUCAUUUAAAAGAUUGAAAAUGUCAUAGAAAUUCAUAUAUAUUUUUUAAAAACUUUUUUAUUAAUUUGUUCACUAGUUGUGUGGAUAGUAAGAAUGUAUUGCUUUUAUUGCAUAUUCGGUCUUGUCUUUUUACAUUUAAGGAACAUGCUUUACAUUUUAAAUUAUUCUUGCAGGUGUUUAACCAGAAUUGAUAUAUUUUAUUUAAAAAGUAUAAAAUUAUGUGUAUAUUUAUGCACCUAAUUUUUAGCAUUUUUUUUUUACUGUGUGUGAGUACUAUAAGGUGUUGUUCUUAAACAAUCAAAUCAUUAAUUUUGAACAUAUAUUUUCCAUUUUCAUACCUUAAUUAUUUUUAUUCGUGCUAGUUAAAUUUCAGUGUAUUGAUUUUUAUAUAUUAUUAGACUCUUUUCCUUUGCAAUUAAAUAACAUUUGUGAUAACCAAAAAUGACGGUAAAAUUAUCAAAUUUAAAAUCUCCUGCACAAUGAAAAGGCAGACGUUUUUAGUUUUCUCUACCUAGGCAAUAUAAUUUACUGAAUUCGUAUAUUUUUAUCUUAAUAUAUUGGGUAAAAACAAAAGUAAUACUGUAAAGGUUGCGACAUAAUUAAUGUCAAGUAAUUUCUAAAAACAGCAUUCAAUUUGUUCCUCUGUAGAAAUCCAUAUAUUUCAUAUUUCAGAUGAAAUUUGUUAUAAAAUAAUAUAUUUUGAAUAAAUUGUCCCAAUCAAAGAACACCUUAGAUAUGUCCCAUGUUAAAAAAAUAUAUAGAAUAAUUAUGUAAUAAUAAUUAUUGUUUUAAAAGAAGUUUACAAUUGUUUAGCAUUUCAUUUGUUGUUGCCAAACUAUAGAAUUAAAUUCUCUAAAUUAAUUUUAAAAUAGUUGAAUUUAUUAGUCCCAAUGUAACACACAGUUGUUGUGAUUGGCAGAAAGUUGUGGGUGCCUUUUCAUUUCUGUUAAUUACAAGACAUUGGAAGAAGAAUGAGACAGUGAAGCUUACUUAUAUCCAGGUCUAUGUCAUUCAUUCAGUCUUGAGUGCCCAAAUAGUACUGCAUUACACAGUGAUAAAGCUGACAAUUUAUUUAUCCUGUUAAGAGGAUUGGGGGCAGGAUGGUGUAGGUUAGGGGCAGUUAUAUUAGAAAUUAUAUUCUGAAAAAAUAUACUGUACAUUAUAUAUUAUAUAUCCAAGGCUCCCUCGUAUUCAUGAUCACAGUGAGGGCGUGGAUAGCUUAGGUUACUGAUUAACGAGUUACUAGUUACCAAAAGGAUAUGUACUUUGUUAUACUAAAUGGAGAUGGUAUUAGGAUCUUGUCAUUGGGUGUAAUAUUCAAACUCGCGAACCAGUACAUUAACACGUUGAUUUCCUGUCCCUUCUAGGAAACCUCCCACUGAAUAUUGCAACAGCAUUUUAUCAUUGUAUAAUUUAGGCCUAAAUUUAAUAUUGUUGAAUACGCUUAUCAAGUUAUUGAAUAUUUUUAGAUAAACUUUUACAAUUAUUUUUACAAAAUAUCAAGAGAUCGGAAAUGUAUCAUAUACAAACAUAUAUCAGUAUCUAAAAAAAAAUAUUAAAAUAUUACAAAAUGUAUAUGUAUUUCACAAUAUGAAAUCAUUUAAAAAAAUGUAUCCAGCAAUAUUUUAAAUCAUGGCCAUAAUUAGAAUAUUAUGCCAACAUACAUAAUAAGAGAAAAUGAGAAGCAACAGGGCUAAUGGAGAAUGUUAAAAUCUAGUUCGUUUCCACAUUAACACUCAUUGAAAUUAUUUAACCCCUUAAUGACCCUAGGUGACUGGACGGUAUUGUUUAAAGGUGUGUUUUUUUGCAUAAAUCAGCUAAAUCAACUAAUAAAUUGCUCCUGAACACACAAAGGAGUUUAUUAUAAAUGUCAUUCCUUCCUUUGAAUAUUUACCUUCAUUGACUUCUUAAUAUAUCAGUUUUUAUGAAGACAUUAAUGACAAGCUACUUGGCUCAACUUUUGAACUUUGCACAUGUCUUAAUUUGCCAAUGUAGGCUCCGCCCUCUUUACAGACCAGUAAAUGAGUCAUUGUUCAGAGGAACUAAUUUGUUAGUGGACUCUUUUUUUUUUUUUUCAUGGGAUUCAUUUUUUUUUUAGGUGGUGUGAAUGAGGCAGGUGAAGAUGAUCCGACACCUGGUGAUUUUUCUAUUUCUUAUUCAGAUACAGGUAAGAAAUAGCUUUUUGUCGCUUUUUGCAACAAUAAACCUUGUUAUUAUUUUUUCUCUUCGAAUUAUAUUUGCUUUAUUUUAACUGUGCCCAUUUUAGUAAUUUUUUAGUGCUGCUUAUGUCAAGUUAUUUUGUUAAGUGGGCUCUUCUUGAAUAUAGACGAUGAACAGACCAACAUUCUUAAACGCGUAUAAUAGUGUUUUAGAUUUUCUCAGUAUUCCAAUAUUGCAGUGACUGAAAUAAUGUAAUUUUUUUGAAUCAUUGUGCUGUUGUCUUUGAGUUCUACACGAUAGUGCGGACAUUGUAUGGUUUUCUGAGAUAUAUUGUUGAUGUCCAUCUUGUAUUUGAGGCAUUUGCCUUUCCCACCGCAGUAAUGCAUGAAGGUGAUUUUCACUCUUAUGUCAUAGACUUUCAAAAACAAGAUCUCAGUAUUUACAAGACGGAUUUAACUUGCUUGAUAUCUAAGUGGCUUUUGUCAUGAACAUAGUAAGACAUGACAAAAUAUCUGAGACAUUUAGUGAUGCUCCAAUGAUAACGGGGGACCCAAAGACACCUUGAUCUAGAUGUGCUUGAUGUGUUUAAAACCCUUUCUCUACUUCUCAAACAAACCCCUACGUUAGCCAUGCCUCUUCAACACACGCAAUGGAUUCCAAAGUAGUAACAACAUAUAAUUUAGUUAGAAUGAUGCAUUUCAAUGUGAUAAAAUGAGCAGGAGCAUCGGUUGAAAGGUCACGAAAACAUAUAUAGAUUACAAUCAAAAGAAUUUGGAGGCAAAGAAGAUAGGUGCGGUAAAAAGAGAGCAGUAUAUGGGUGGGGCAGAGAAAACAACCAGAAACAGGGAUCUAGGUCAGAGGCAGAUAAAGGUAGAGCGAUAUGGAAUGGUUAACACAAGUAAGAGCAUAAGUGGUAGAAAACAAAGACAGUUUACUAACAAAAUUAAACAAUGAUGACAGAAAUGGGUUUGGAAGAAAGGGAUCGGUGGAGUGUUUAGUGACCUAGCAGCAGAAGACACAGGAACAUGAUUCCAUAACCAGAAAACAAAAGAAAUGAUAAAAGAAUGUCAUACACUAGACAUUGAGUUGUAAUGCCUCCAUCAUAACUAAGCUGUCUUUUUAAUUUGGAUCUAUAUGUACUUGUAAACUUGUAAAGAUACCAAUUACUAUUGCAGUGUUUACUUUCCCUCCCGACUGUUAUGCAUUUUGUUGGUAAUCUCUACCCCAUCUUCCAGACUCAGCCUUAUUACUUCCUAUUUGCUCUUUAUUUUUCCACCAGACCCCAACCCAGUCUUGCUUUUUGAACUAAAACUAAUUUAAUUAGGCCUCCACACCCAACCUUGUUUUGUCCCAUACAUUAUCUGCCCAAGAUAUUUUCCACAUAGAAACAUAGAAUGUGAUGGCAGAUAAGAACCAUUCGGCCCAUCUAGUCUGCCCAAUUUUCGAAAUACUUUCAUUAGUCCCUGGCCUUAUCUUAUAGUUAGGAUAGCCUUAUGCCUAUCCCACGCAUGCUUAAACUCCUUUACUGUGUUAACCUCUACCACUUCAGCUGGAAGGCUAUUCCAUGCAACCCUCUCAGUAAAGUAAUACUUCCUGAUAUUAUUUUUAAACCUUUGUCCCUCUAAUUUAAGAUUAUGUCCCCUUGUUGUGGUAGUUUUUCUUCUUUUAAAUAUAGUCUCCUCCUUUACUGUGUUAAUUCCCUUUAUAUAUUUAAAUGUUUCUAUCAUAUUAUACAAGUUAUACAUGUUAAGUUCCUUUAACCUUUCCUGGUAAGUCAUUGUGUUUCUUCCCUGAAAGCCUACUUUAAUCUCCCUAAUUCUUCUAUCAAGGCUUAUUUUAACAAUACAUUUUCUUACAAAGAGAUAUCUCCACUUCUUAAAAUUUACUCCCACCACUCUCAAUUUUCAAUGUUCAUAUCUCAUUUUAUAUCUAAUUCCUCCCUAGACUUAAUCCUUUCCCACCUGCCAAUGGGAAAAACAUAGUGAGUUCCUCUCCCACCUGGAUAAUUCUGUAACAUUAAUACUAAUUGGUUGCUUGGUUGCUGCCUGUUUUGGGACAGCAGCUCUGGAGUUUUGGUACUGAGAAUAUUUUGGAUCAAAUAAUCCUAAGAAAUGAGCCAACAGGAUCAAUAUCAUAAUUUAAUUAGAAAACACUACAGGAUCAGCACAUUAUAGUGCAUAGGUUGGAGCAUAAGUAUCAUCAUUCCUUAUGUUAAUCUGGAUUAAGGAAAACUCAGAUGUUACUGAGCUACCAUGACCAGUGUAAACUAUUAAAAUAUUUUAAACAAAACCUAUGGUCAAUCCGGCCAAUUUCCUUCCAGUUCAAAUCCCCCAUGUUCAUCUUAGGUCUUCAUCUUUAGUCCACACCUCCAUCAGACCCUCCAACAAACUCUUAAUGGCGUUGUUCUGACAUUCAUCCCAUACUUUCCGUCUUACUUAUGUUUUAUCACUUCCUAAACAUUAUAUUUUCUCACUUUUCAUCCUCAAAUCUAUCAAUUCAUCCAUCCUCUUUCUCCAAUCUCAGUACCCUUCUUGUCCAGUAACAUGUAGGUUGACUCUUUCCUGCCUAUUCAUUGGAUCCCCACUGUGCCUCCUGUUAACUCAAAUGGCCUGACCGAAAGUUAAGCAUUAGAUAGUUUGAUGCUCACUGAUCUAAUUGUUCUUGGCUUGUCGUAAACGUACAGAAGAUUCACGUGAAAAGCUGCUGCAAUAUUCUAUUUAGGCAAAACUAUAUCAGUGCCUUUCUUUCAUCAGGGUUUAAAGAACAUCCGUCAUUAAAUGUUCACUUCUUGAUUUUUUAUAAAGUUUAUUAUGUUUAGUGAAUAAUGCUAUUUUUUAAAUGAUGUACAUUGAUUUAAAAAAAUUUUUUAUUGACUUUUUUAUCUGGCUGAAGGGCCGUGUUGGGUCAGACUCUACUGUUAUCUGAUCAACUGCUGCUCCACCUAACUUGCUAGCUGCUCCGAUUCCUCUGUAUGAAACAGGCAAGUUAGGAUGAGCAGCAGAUGGCCAGAUAAGAGUAGAGUCUGGCCAACACGCUGUUCAGUCCCAAGACAAAGUCAAAUUUUGUCAAACAAAUGAAUAUGCAUCAUUUAAAAGAAAAAAAUCAUUAUUUUAUUUAAUGUAAUAAACUUUUAAAAUAAGGGAAAUUAAAAUGUGACGACAGUUUUCUUUUAAGGACUUGUUUUUCGUAACACUGUCACAUAUUGCACUGACAACUAGAACAAUGAAUACUAUUACUAUAAUUUUUUUUACCUCCACACUGUAUGGGUAAUUGCAUCACUUCAAUCAAUACUAAGUUAUCCAUUGAACUGUGAUUGAUAUGUUCAAACAUCACUGCCCAUUCUCUUUCCUGUUAAAAUGUUUCAUCUCUUUUUCAAGGUUAUAGAUUGCAAACCAGAUAUUAUAGACCAAGGAUUCACAAGUUCAUUGUAAUAAUAAUUUUCUUGUAAUAUGUGGAUAGAUAAUUAACUUUUGCACUAUGAAAGCAAAUUGUAUUGGUACAUUUUCUUGAAAACCUCUGCCUAAAGGGACAUCCUGGGGGGGCGGAGCCAGGACCCAUGCAAGAUGGUCGCAUCCUCAGCAAGCUCCGAGCUGCCAGCUGAUUAAACGGCAUUUAUACCGACCCACUGGGCACAUACAAAGCCAAAGCUGUCCACUUGGUCCAGGCAACAUGGGGCACCGCUCCAAGAAGCAGCGAGCGGAUACCGGGAUCGGCUGCCGAGAUAUUGGAAGCUUAUUCAGACAGCCGCAGCACCCCGCGCAGCCCAAGAUGGCGCCGACCGUGGCCUACUCCACAGCUUCGUCGGAAGCUGAGAGCACACCAGAGGAUGAUUUCCCUGUCACAAUACUGGCCACGCAGCCCACACAAUCAUGGUAUGUGGAACUUGGGGAUGCUGCUCCCUCGACUAAGGCAGAUAUUAAAGCCUUAUUGCAAGACCUUAGGGCCAUGUUCCAUUUCACCAGAUGAACUGCCUCACUAUAUAAGGCGAUUGCUUGCCACACUGCUAACACCUAAGCAAGCGUAACAAGCUUCAACUGAACGAUGCCAACGAUUGCCCAAGGCAGCCAAGGCACCCCCAGAGGCCCCUAGGGACGUGCUCCUGCAAUUUCAGAGGGACUCUGACAAGUCCGCAGUCCUGGGAACCACGAGAGUAUCUCCCUUGCUGUCUUUUGAGGGCUCGCAGCUGUCCUUCUACAAGGACCUUUCAAGAGCAACCAUGCAAUGGAGGUAAUCACUCCGCUCCACUACAAAGCUUCUGAGAGAGGCUGAAAUCCCGUACAGAUGGGGCCCACAUCCCCUAGUGGCAGAGAAAAGAGGCAAGAAGUUUCCACUCUCGCAACUCCAAGAUUCACCUGCCUUCCUCCAAGCACUGGGAGUCUCAGCGGAAACCCUAUCACCACGGGACAGAAGAACACGGGCAGUAGAGGAAAUCCUUCCAUUUGUCCCAAGGCGUGCACUGGCUGAGUCGGUGGACCCCCCAGCUUGACACCGUCUGAACCAACUGUUUCCUUCAUGUCAUAAUUGACAGUUAUAGAAUUUCUUACUCCUGAAGUUUUAUAUGUUAUUAAGUUCUGUUAUUAUUUCUCUGGCUCCGUAGGCAAACUUACUAAGCUGUAGCACCACCAAAAGUACCCCCCACACACACUCCUACCCCUAUUAAUGCCACAAAUGCUACGCUUAUACCAGCCUUUUCUUAAGCGCUUGGCACAAACAUAGCGCUGAGACUCCCAGUGCAAUGGAGUAAAGCACUGGGAGUCUCAGCGGAAACCCUAUCAUCACGGGACAGAAGAAAACGGGCAGUAGAGGAAAUACCCCCAUUUGUCCCAAGGCGUGUACUGGCUGAGUCGGUGGACCCCCCAGCUUGACACCAACCUGUUGUUAGGCGGCUACGCAUUAAUGGCUGCUGAUGUAACCUAUAUCCUGCUUAAACUCUGUUUCAACUGCUUAUGGCAAUGUAAUGCAAUCUAAACAACAUACAUAUGCGAUGUGAACAAAAAUAAAGAAUAAAAAAAAAAAAGGGACAUCCCGGACCUCUAAAGUACUUUAGCUUGCUGAAGUGCUUCAUGUCUGAAGAGUGUGUCCUCUUCUUUUAACUUUACAAAAAGUGCAGAUUUAAAUUAGAAAUUGUCUCUUCUAUAAAAUAACCUUGCAAAGUGUGAAGAUGUUUGGCUGUUUGUAGCUAUCAUUUGUCAUUUAUCCAUAUUUUUUCCCAGAGCUGUGCAAACUCUGCACUUAUGCUGGAAACAAAAUACAGGUAGUCCUCAUUUUGCGACCUACUUUUUUUACGACAGCUCGCACUUACAACCAGGCGUAAGUGCGAUCCAUCAUGGGGAGGCGUAAUUGUGAGCCAUUCGGGGAAACUUCCCCGAACAUAGACGAACACACGAGAGCAGGGAAUGCCUCUUAUGUAUGUUCGGUGAAUUUCCCCGAGCAUAGAUUAGGGGGAUUCCCUGCUCUGGUGCCUUCGUCUAUGUUUCCGGGGAAGUUUCCCUGAACAUAGAUUAGAGGGAUUCUCUGCUCUGGUGCGUUCGUCUAUGUUCGGGGAAGUUUUCCCGAACGUAGAUUAGAGUGAUUCCCUGCUCUGUUGCGUUCGUCUAUGUGCAGGGACAUAUCCCUGAACACAGACAAGCACACCAUAGCAGGGCUCCUCACUUACUGACCAAUUCAUUCUAUGACCAGGUCGUAGGAAUGGAACCCAGUCGGUAAGUGAGUAGUGUCUGUAUACAUAGUGCAAAUGGUGAGUUAAAGAGAAUCUAAAAAUCUGUAUUCCUAACACUAUAGUGUCCUCUGGCCCCCUCAUCCCUUGUACUCCAAAUCACAUUGCACAUAAAGGGUUAGAAACCCUUUAAUAACUCACCCUAUUCAAGCAUUGAUGUCCCUCCACCUCUUCCAAUGUCAUCCGAUGGGGGACCUAAUACGAAUUCUCUCAAUGCUUUCCUGUAGGGAUUUCACUGAUGCUGGAUGUCCUCAUGCAGAGUGUGAGGAUGUCCAGUGUCAUUUAGGGGACCCAGAGUCUGGUAAACUCCCAGGAAGCGCCUCUAGUGGCUGACUGGUAGACAGCCACUAGAGGCCAUCUUUGUUCAGCAAUGUAAACAGUACCUGUCUCUGUAGUAAUCACAGAAUUGGUGUAUAUUCUUGGUCUGAUAAACUUUGAUCUGGUAGAUUGCAUUGAGAAUUCUUAUCUUGUUAAAUAUAAAGAUCACAAACUAUUAUGCAAUAACCCCUUCAUGACUAUGCUUCUAACAAAAUUACUUGUCAUGUUGGUUUUCUUAUCAAAGUCUCAUAAAUUAUAUUAUAUAAGUACUAGUUAAAGACAUGGUUACUAAAUUUUAGCACAAUGCUGGGUGUACUUGGGAAUAGCAAUGGGUAAAAAAGAGUUAAAGAUAUGAAAGACAUUUGAGAUCAUGAGAGUAGGUGGCAACGAGAGAGUUAAAAUGCUCUUGCUUGGCAUGGGAGAGGGAGGGAGUUUAGGAAUGUAGCAUGAAGUUGUCAUGUAGGAAGGCAGGUGUGCAGUAGGGCUUGCUCCAACAAUGUAGUAAAGUCCUGGGACAUUGUUGGAGAUAUCAGAUGAGCUUGCUGUGCCAGGGUUCAAGGUGUGGCUGGUGCUCAGAGUGAGCUUUAAUUAGUGCAGCCAUAUGGUAUACAGUACAGUAUUGUAGUAAAAGGUAGCUGGAGAGGCACAAUAGAAAGUUGAGAGAGUAAAAAAGUGGAGACAAGAGGGAGGAAGAGAAUGGGAGCUCAGAUGAGGUGUAUUUAAUACAUUGAGUGAGAGGCACAUUGUCAGUGCAGGUGAGAAGUUGGUGUCGCAGAAGUUAGAAACAGAACGCAGGUUGGAAAAGACAAGGUCAAGGGUAUUGCUGGAUAUGUUUGUAGAGUAGUUAGUCCAUUGGAAUAAGGCCAAAGGAGGAAGUGACAGCUAGAAAGCACUCUAAAUGCUAUUGAAUUGUUAGGUUGGUUAAUAGAGAUGUUGAUGUUACCAAAAAUGAGAGAAGGAAUUGCAGAGGAGAGAACGAAGGAAGCAAAGCAGAAAAAUUAUCAAGACAGGCUAGAGAAGAGCCUGGGGGAAGGUAGACAAUGGCAACAUGGGGUGAUUUGAACAGUAGGAUGGAGUGGACUUCAAAAAAUGAAAAGAAGAGAAGAGAACAUGUGGGUAAAAGUUGGAAGCAAUAAUGAGAGGAUUGCAAAAACCCAACCCCCCUCUAGCAUUGCAUGACCCGGGAGAGUGGGAAUGCAAUAAGCAGGGCCUCCAUCAGGGCAUGACAACCAUAACAGUUGUCAUGGGCCCGGCCAUCCUGGGGGGCCCGGACUGCUCAGGUCGUCCCGGGCCCCACAUUCAGUGGCGUACAUGCUGGGGUUGCAGGGGGCCCGGCCGCCCUGCGACCUGGUAUGUACCCAGUGUGGCCAGUCUCUUCUCCUGGAGGGCCCAGCACCCGGCAGGCGGGCACAAGGGUGCGCGAGGGAGCACUCUCCCCUGUGUGUGUUAGUGUGUGUGUGGGUUCGUGUGUGUGUGAGUUAGUGUGUAUGUGUCUAUUAGUGUUAGAGUGUGUGUGUGUUAGUGUUAGAGUGUGUGUUAGUGUUAGAGUGUGUGUUAGUGUGUGUUUUAUUAUGUGUGAGAGAGAGUGUGUUAGUGUGUGUGUUAGUGUGUGUCAGUGUGUGUUUUAGUAUGUGUGUGAGAGAGUGUGUGUUAGUGUGUGUGUGUUAGUGUGUGUCAGUGUGUGUGUUAGAGAGUGUGUGUGUGUGUGUGUGUGUAGUGUGUGUGUGAGUUAGUGUGUGUGUGAGUUAGUGUGUGUGUCUGUUAGUGUUAGAGUGUGUGUUAGUGUUAGAGUGUGUGUUAGUGUGUGUGUGUGUUAGUGUGUGUGUGAGAGUGUGUGAGAGUGUGUGUGUGUGUUAGUAUUAGUGUGUGUCAGUGUUAGUGUGUGUCAGUGUUAGAGAGUGUGUGUGUGGUAGAGAGUGUGUGUGUGUUAGUGUGUGUGUGUGUGUGUUAGAGUGUGUCAGUGAGUGUGUUACUGUGUGUGUCUGUUACUGAGUGUGUUAGUUUGUGUGCAUCUGUUAGUGAGUGUGUGUUUUGUGAGUGAGUGUGUGUAUGUCUGUCACUGAGUGUGUGUCUGUCAGUAAAUAUGUGUAUCUGUUAGCUAGUGUGUAUGGGUCUGUUCGUGAGAGUGUGUGUGUCUUAAGCACUUACCUUUCUCCAGUGCCGGACUCCCUUGGGGCUGGGGAUCUCUCCGCCCUGAUCCGCCUCUCAGCUCCGAAUGCGCAUGCGUGGCAAGAGCCGCGCGCAUUCAAACCGCCCAUAGGAAAGCAUUACUCAUGCUUUCCUAUGGACGUUCACGGUCUUCUCACUGUGAUUUUCACAGUGAGAAUCGUGGAAGCUCCUCUAGUGGCUGUCAAUGAGACAACCACUAGAGGCUGGAUUAACCCUCAGUGAAACAUAGCAGUUUUUUGAAACUGCUAUGUUUUCAGCUGCAGGGUUAAAACUAGAGGGACCUGGCACCCAGACCACUUCAUUGAGCUGAUGUGAUCUGGGUGUCUGUAGUGGUCCUUUAAGUGUAUCUGCAUGCACUGGUGUACAUACCGCAGUCGCAGAGGUCGCAACCCUGCGACCCCUGCGACCAGGUGCCCGCCGCCAUGUGUUGCGGCCCCAGCCCGCGCAGAGUAAACCCGCGCAGACCUUGAGCUGUGUCAGGGGCCCCAAAAUUUCUGAUGGCAGCCAUGGCAAUAAGCCAUAUGCUAGGGAGAUAGUGCUAGCAGUGUCAGAUGGAGAGAGACAGGUUAACAUAGAAACAUAGAAACAUAGAAUGUGACGGCAGAUAAGAACCAUUCAGCCCAUCUAGUCUGCCCAAUUUUCUAAAUACUUUCAUUACUCCCUAGCCUUAUCUUAUAGUUAGGAUAGCCUUAUGCCUAUCCCACGCAUGCUUAAACUCCUUUACUGUGUUAACCUCUACCACUUCAGCUGGAAGGCUAUUCCAUGCAUCCACUACCUUCUUAGUAAAGUAAUACUUCCUGAAAUUAUUUUUAAACCUUUGCCCCUCUAAUUUAAAACAAUGUCCUCUUAUUGUGGUAGUUUUUCUUCUUUUAAAUAUAGUCUCCUCCUUUACCGUGUUGAUUCCCUUUAUGUAUUUAAAUGUUUCUAUCAUAUCCCCCCUGUCUCGUCUUUCCUCCAAGCUUUUAGUCAAUGCCAAGAAGUUAAAUCAAGAAAUGAGGUGUUAGUGAAUGGCAGAAGUUUUUGUGUUGUUGCAGACUUAGAAUGCAUUCUAAAAAGCACAACCUAAAGAAUAGAAAAAGAAAAGAGGAUCUAAUGAACAAGCACCCCUUUAUCCUCUUCCCCCCAACCCACCCCCUCACAGAAGUCUGGUAUACUCAGGGUUUGUAGUGAAAGAAGUUCUUAUGUUUCCUUUUUCUGUUAGCUUGAGUAAGGAUUACAAUUCUCAGCAGUGGCAACCUGGAAUGUAUGAUUCAUAAUAUUUUUCUAUUUGUUGGGAUUUAGGGUUAGCAAUAGUUAAAUUGACCAUUAAAAGUUUUACAACUCUGACAACACAAGGAUUGAGGAGUAGAGGAGAUGUGUUGCCUUGAUACCAAUUCUAGACUUUGGACCCUAUAAAAGUCCCACAGUGUCAGGUGUAUUUAGUCAGACUUUGUGUAAGAGAGUACAAGGCACUAGCAAUAAAAAGGCCGUUAGAGAGAGAAUAGCAUGUUCAACAUUUUCAAAAAUAAUAUUUUGCUAUGUUGCUAUGAUAAGCUCAUAUUGUCCCUCCCAUAUUUGGAAUCUCUCCAAUAAUGAAUAAUAAUAAUGAAUUGUACUGUUUCUGUAAAAAAGAAGCAAUAAAGUACCUGAAAUGUAGUUACACUGAUUUAGUUGAUUUAACUACAUUAACAGAUGUAGUGUUGCUACUCCCGUGUCUCCCUCCCUCCAAGUCAACGGCGCCACCAUCACCUCUUCCUCACAGGCUCGCUGCCUAUGUGUUCGCUUUGACUCUGACCUGUCCUUCAUCCCUCAUGUCCAGUUGAUCACCAAAUCCUGACGCUUCCAUCUCAAAAACAUUUUGCGCAUCCGCCCCUAUUUAACGCUGCAUGCGGCUAAGGUGCUGGUCCAUGCCGUUGUUCUCUCUUGCCUUGACUACUGCAAUCCUCUUCUCAGUGGUCAUAUGUGUUCCCUGCUUGCACCAUUGCAAUCUAUAAUGAAUGCGGCGGCAAGGCUUGUCUUCCUGUUCGCCCGCACCUCCUACCCCUCCAUCUCCAGUCAGUCCCUACAUUGGCUACUAGUAAGAUAUAGGGCUUAAUUUAAGAUUCUGAUGCUUGCUUACAAGUCUCUACAUAAUGCUGCUCCAACAUACCUAUCCUCCCUAAUACACAAAUAUGUCCCGUUUAGGCCCCUAUGCUCUGCCGAAGACCUACAUCUAUCCUCUGUCCUUACUCCCACAUCUGAUGCUCGCCUCCAUGACUUUUCCAGGGCUGCAUCUUUUCUGUGGAACCCUUCUCUUCUCCUUAAGACUUUCACCCAGUCUCCACUCCUUUAAAAAUUCAUUGAAAACUCCCUUCUUCAGGAAAGCAUAUCAAUUAAACUGUUAGCAGGUUUUCAGCCCCCCCCCCUCCCCACCCAUGACUCCUCUCCUGAAACUGCCAAAAAUAAGUUAUUUUCAGCAAACUUCUUCAUUACCCCUACUUAUACCCUUUGUGUCACUAUAUCCCACUCCCUCUAGCAUGUAAGCUCAUUGAGCAGGGCCCUCAACCCCUCUGUUCCUGUGCGUCCAACUUGUCUGGUUACAAAUAUGUGUCUGUUAGUUCACCAAUUGUACAGCGCUGUGGAAUUAUUUUUUCAGAAUUAUCUACAAAAGUGAGAAUUUUGGGGAAAUCAAAGUAAAACUCAAAUGGUAGACCAAAAUAGAAAAUCUAGAGGCAUAGCUGACUUUUAGAAUUUCUCCAAUUCAUCUGUUUUGACCUUAAAUUUGAAAUACCCCCAAAUUCUCACUUAAUAAAUAACCCAGUAUGUGUUCGCUUGCUUCACUGUUCCCAGGGAUUCAACCACCACCCUAGAGUUGAAUGACAAUAUAAUCCAAAAAUGUAAAAAUAAAAAUUGCACUCAUUAAAAGGUUUUCUUAUUCGUGUGUAAAUCUAUCUAAACAGUCUCUGUUAUAACCCUUUCACUACAACACUCCUCCCUUUCCUGAGAUACUGAAAAGACAGUCACACACAAAUUCGGAAAAUAAUAUAUCUAUGAAUAGCCAAGACAACAGUGUUCCUACUUUUUUAUUCUAUUUCAUAACUGGAUAAGUGAAUAAUAUUAAAAAAAUAUGUCCAAAGUGCUUCACUCUGAGAAUUCACUAGGUUCAUUAGGUCUCAUCCUGCACUUUUCCUAUACGAUAUGGCAUCUUAAAGCCAUCCCCAGUUUGAAUAGUUGAUUUGACUUUAUUGCAAGCAGUCUCCCUACUCUGUGAUAGCUGGGUGCAAUGUGUAGGUUCGAUGUACAGUUAGUUAUGUUAAGUAGGAGUUUUCUUUAAAGGAACACUAUCGCGUUAGGAAUAAUAUGUUCGUAACCCUACACAGUUAGCCUACCUGUUUAGAUUCAGAUCCCCCCCACCAAUUAAUUAAGAAGAUAAUUUUACCUACCCAUACUACCUCACCAUGUAGGACUUGCCUUUCCAGCUGAGAUAAUUAGUCAUAAUGAACUCAGCCAAGUCAAUGCUUCCCCUUAGGGUAAUAUUGGGGGGCUAGUGCACAUGUGUGGCAGCUCGUAGUGCGGUGAAAAUCUGCAUCUCUAGUCAAUGCAUCUGUCUGACGAGCCUUUGAAGUCUCCAUGCAAUAUGACACCACCUGUGUUAUGACGGAGUAUAAACAUUGCCUUUUCUCAGACACUGCUCAGCCUGCAAGGACAGGCAAUAUGCCCGAGAACCACUACAUGAAGUUGUAGUGGUUUCGGUGACUAUAGUGCUCUUUUAAUUAAUAUCAGGCAUGUAGACACCAUUAAGUCUGAUUUUUGAUUAUAUUUUGUAUGAUUGGCAACAUCAAAACGCAGCAUUUUUUUCUCAUUUGCUAUUUGCUUCUUCUCAACCAUUUCUUCCAAAAUUUCCUGGAUGCACAAUUAGAAAUGAAUGGGUGACCCUCCAUGGAUAUGUCUAACAAAUAUCUUUCCAAAAGGCCUUUAUUAAACUAAUAAUGACUAUAACAUGUUGAUCUGCAAUAUAGUACAAAGGAAAAUGUUGCAUUGGUCAAAUUCAGGGCCGGCCCAAGACAUUGUGCUGUCCGGGUCCCAGUAUGAAAUGCUGCCCCCCGCCCCGCCCUCCCUUUUCCCUAAAAAAACAUAUAUGCUUCUGCAGUGGUAGUGUCUCUAUGUGGGUGUGCUGGGGAUGAAGUGUGUGUCUGUGUGUUCUGGGAGUGAAGUGUUUGCCUAUGUGUACUGGGGAUGUAGUGUGUGUCUGUGCGCUGGGGAUGUAGUGUGUCUGUUUUUGAGCUGUGGAUGUAGUAUAUGUCUGUGUGUUCUGGGGAUGUAGCGUGUGUUUGUGUGUAUGCUGGGGAUGUAGCUUGUGUCUGUGUGUGCACUGUAGCCAACCCUUACCUAUACACUGUCUGUGUGUAUGCACGUGUUUGUAUCUGUGUGUCUGUAUCUGUAUGUGUGUCAGUGAUUGUAUCAGUUUGUCUAUGUAUCUGCAUGUGUGGCAGUGUUUGUGUCUGUGUGUCUGUAUAUCUGCAUGUGUAUCAUUAUGUCUGUGCAAUUGCAUGUGUGUCUGUAUACCUGCAUGUGUAUCAGUGUGUCUUUGCAACUGUGUGUGUGUCUGUGUUUCUGCAUGUGUGCCAGUAUAUGUAUCAAAUAAUACAUGAAGACUAUGUAGGUUGAAACAUUGUGAUUUGGAUGUGGGUUAAUAAAUUGCCUUUUGUUGAAUUCAGGAGUGCCUGGACCUUUCUACAUCUUUUACAUUAAGCAUUUGGUUUUUGGUACUAAGACCUGGUUUGGUUGCACCAAGCUUCAGAUUUAACAGGGAUUGAGUGCAGUUUUAUCUGUUGACUUUGGCAAGUAUAUGUAUCAAAAACUGACACACAUGCAGAUACUGACACACAUACAAAUGUAGAGACACACUGAUACGUCUGCAGAUACACCGACAUACACACAGACACAUACAGAUGCACACACUGCCACAUAUGCAGAUACGCAGCCAUACAGAUACACAUUACACACAUACAGUAUACACCAACUACACACAUAUACACACACCACACAUACAGAUACACACACCACACAUACACAGAUACACACACCACACACACAGAUACACACUCCACACACACAGAUACACACUCCACACACACAGAUACACACUCUACACACACAGAUACACACAUACAAACACACAGAUACACACUACACACACAGAGAGACACACAUACAAACACACAGAUAUACACACUACAUACAGAUACACACACAGAUACACAUAUUACACACUUCACAUACCCAGAUACACACACUACACAUACCCAGAUACACACACUACACAUACCCAGAUACACAAAUUACACACAUACAAACACACAUAUAUACCUACACUACAUACAGAUACGCACACUACACACACAAAUGCACACACAUGAAAGAAGCCCUGCUAUACCUCCUGUGGACCGGCAGGGGAUAUCCCGGUCCUCGUGGGGGAAGAAUACCCCCAAAGCAAGACAGGACCAAGCGACAACACUAACAGGAAAACGAGGCUGUCGAGGCCCAAGCAAGAUGGCGCCACAAGCACAACCCGUGACUAAAAGCCUCCCUGUUAAACCACCUGACUGCACGCUGGAAUUCUAUGACCGGCUCUGCACCGGUCUAUGGACCAAGUUCUGCACCAGGGGAUGGCUCUACAAGCAGGCGACAAAAGAAGCGGCUGUGUGGAUUCGCCCUGCCACUCGGCGCCAAAUGAGCAGAGACCCACCCCGAGCCCCCAGAGAGGCCGUCAGACGGAGACGAGGUGUAAGAUCAGGGCGGCAGGAAACGAAGACAUACCUGUCGGACGCCAACACUAGCCCUCGUGCAAGCCAACACGGGACUCUAAAGUACGCCCGACCCACUCACCGCUCAGCGACACCCAAAGCCCUCAACCAACGGAGUACAUCCCCGCUUCUACAGACUUCCGAUGAAAGCAGCGAGGACAAACGGCAUUCAGGGCGGGUGCGUACAGGGGACAGAACCGUAUGGAGAGCCUCCCUGGGAGACGGAACCCCAUCAAACCACCCACCCUACCACCGUCCCCAACCCACAUGCCAAAUUCUCCGAGCCGGCAUCGGCUGACUGAGAUGGAUCUACCCAGAGAUAGACUGUGUCCCUGCAGGCCCAAAUGUAGAGACACUGCAAGAUUCCCUCACACAGUCUAUGUCAAAGUGCGAUUAUUAGUAGAUCCUGGGACUGCAGCUAUAAGGACUCUCUUCACCGCAGCUGAGCACGGUUCCUAAUUAAUACAUAUGUUUUGCAUGCCCUGCUUUGUUGUUCCACGGAGCUCUGUUUUGACUAACCGCUGUCCCAUUUCGGCAGUCUUAUACAUGCAUUGCCAGUUUCUUAGAGAGGGGAAAGUACUUUAUCGUUAUUACUAAUUCGACACUCCAGUGUACUACCCCACUCACACUUAACUCCUUUAUCAGCUUGUCCCCAUCUCAAAUGUGUUUAAUUUUGUUAUUCUUCCUUGUAUCUUGAUAACUAGCAUGUACAGCAUCUAAUAAGCCGCAGCUCAGAUAGCUUGUUACUCACUAAUCUCAUAACGACAUACCAGCCAGCCGAACAACCUACUUGUUUAUUGUUUAUUGUAAACGCGCAAGUCACACCAGCAAGUUUUAAACCACACACUCAUGUCUAUACAACCCACAUCAACCAUGUCUUAAGUUUCGCUAUAUACCCUAGACAUCUUUGAAUACCAUGUUACUGCUACUACAAAAAGAAAAAUGUGUGCAGUGACCUACUAUGCCCUAUAUGUGUUCAUUUAUGUAUUUGCCAAUCUUGUACUUGCUGUUGGGGCAACGCAAGCGCCUGUAUCAUUUGUUUGCACCACAAAAAUAAAGAAUUAAAAAAACAAAAAAAAACAAAUGCACACACAUUACACACAUACAAACAGAUACACACACACAAACACACAGCUACACACACAUACAAACACACAUUAAAAAAUUAAGCCACCCAUUAGGUUCUUACCUUCUGCUGGCUGUGGCUGGUGGGAGUUGGGGGCCUGCUCUCCUGAUCCGGCCCCAUGCUCACAGCUCCCUCCUCCCGCGCUGCUGUGUGAAUGAGCUGGGAGAAAGUGAUACACUGUUACUUCCUCCCAGUUCCCUGUGCAGGAUAGAAGGGGCCCAGUCGCGCUGUUAAAGCGCCACAGCGCACGACCGGGCAUAUGCCAAUCGGGUGGCCCUAAAAAGCCCAAAAAAGGGAGCAUGUCAGUGUGGUAUGAAUGCGUGCCAUCCUGACUAAACACCUCCCACUCAGGGCAGACCACGCACAGAACUCUACUGACUUUCUUUCCAGAGAACUACAGCAUAAUUUACUAUGUAUGUGCUUUCACUGCAAUAAUGUCACAAUUAUUUUUUGUGACUGCCAGUUAACCACUGCAUAUAUUUUUAUUUAGUCUGUUAACAGUGUAUUAAAAUAUAUUUUUAUAUUUGUUACAUUUAUUCAUUUACACUCUUCCUAUAAAUGUGCACAUUUCAUUUCAUUAGCAAUGCUUUUUUUUAUACAAGGAGAACAUUUAUUCAUUACUAAAACUUCAAGAAUGUGCAUUUGAAUUAAUGAAACAAACUAAAUAAAAGCGUUGGAAGAAUUACUAGUUCAGCUAUUUUGGUCUAAAAUAUUAGAUUCCCUGGUCAAUAACUCAAUCAAUGUUCAUGUUCUUUGCCUUUUAUAAAAUAAUAUGCAAAAUAUUAUAUUAAAUUAAAAUUUGUGGGAAGAGAUCGAGAAGGACUUAUGUGCCCUCUGCUAAUGUGUUUCUGGGCAUAACUGGAAUUUUCCUGUGAUUUUUUUUUUUUGCAUUGACUAUUCCUUUUAGGAUAUUUUUAGUGGUACAGAAAGUAGCAUGCAUCCGCUUGGAAAAGAACCCAGUAUGAGUUCAGAAAGCAGGGAUAUUGAUCAGAAUUAAGAGAUAAUAAAACGAAAUACACUAGAUAGUUUAAUAAUCUGUAAAAUAAAAUCUAUAAAUGUUCAUUGUAAUAUAGUAUUGGAUUACAUACUAAUAUCUUUGUAUUUAAAUGCAGGAGUUAGUAAAUGGACAGCCCAAUGGACCCCUUAUGGACAGCGUGAUCAGAACUCUUGAAGGUCCAGCAACAACUCUAUAUCAGGUAAAGUUUGUUUUCUAAAGUAUCAUUCAUUCAAUUAAUGAAUCCAGUUGUUAUCAUCAUCAUCAACACUUUAUCUGCAGAACACACUAAAUAUCAUAAUGUAUUUUUUUUACAAAUCUUAUUAUUCUUACGAUGCUACUUGCACUAAUUAUUGUCACCGCACAAAAUGAAUAUAUACAAUGUGCAAUCCAUCUGUAAUCUAUUUUGCUGGUGUCCUGAUUAUGUUAAUAUCUGAAUAUCCAUGUGUAAAUGUUAGAGAGGGAUGUAUGUAUGAACACAUUUCUCUUUUUAAUUGCUGUAUACUGGAGUCUUUCUUCUCAAAGUUCAUUAUCUUUUUAGAUAAAGAGAUCGAAUUGGAGCAUUUAGUUCCACUCUAUGACUGAUCUGGUUAGGAAUCACAAUUUUGUUCUCGUUUUGUGUGCACUACAUAUACUGUACAUUGCUUAGAAUGUGUGCUAUCGUCUCCCAGAAGAGAGAGAAAAACCAAGGACUCCACAUGUGAGGACAAAAGUUCUACCUAUAAUUUUACCUAAUAAAGUUAAUUUAGCAGUGAAUGAGUUGAUUGUAAACUGUUCGAAGUCACAGCAUGGCUGUUCCAAUUUUAGAGAGCAGUUCCACUCACCCUGUGUGAUGACUGGAACCAUUUUUGGGGGAUUGCACAUUCCUUAUUUUCCAAAUAUAUAUAUUCAAAUGGUAAAUAUAUUUUUAUUUUUUAGGUUCUAUCUUUUUUCUUUGUAUUACUUAUAUAAAACCUGUUUGUACUUUAUUCUAAGGGAUUUCUGGAAAUAAUGCUGUAUUGCCGCAGUAUAUAAACCGUCUAGUUAUGAUAUAUUUCAUGUGAUGACUUUUGUUACACAGUGGAAAUGGAGAUGACAUUCUCUGUCAGCCACAAGCACUGAAAGAGUAAUAUUGCAGAUAAUAGGUAAUUAAAGGGUGUUCUAUAUCCGUUAAGUGUCACGGCUCCCGGUCGGCGACACCAUGUGACCGCACCCGAUCGAUGCGGUCACUUAAAAAAAUAAAAUAGACUUACCUAAGUUGCGGUGAAUCACAGUCAGAUCCGCCGGUGCGUCCAUCCCCAGCGAGCGUGGCGUUCCUAUGGACGCCGGCCGAUGUAAAAGCAGCAACUUAGGCGUCUGAAACAUUUACACAAAAUAGAAUAAAGUAAAGGAUCACUAUAGUGUUAGGAAAACAAACUUGUUUUCCUGACACUAUAUACUCCUUAGAACCCCCCACCCUUUAGGCCCCCCUCAGCGCUGAUGACCUCUCCUCCCCCGCCGACAUAAGCUCCCGAGUGAAGCGGAAUGCGCAUGUGCGGCAAGAGCCGCGUGCACAUUCAAACAGUCAAUAGGAAAGCAUUUCUCAAUGCUUUCUUAUGGACGUUCUGCACGCCCGAUGCAGAGGUACCUCUAGCUUCUGUUUCUCUGAAACUGAUAUGUUUACAUCUGAAGGGUUAAUACCUGGGGGACCUGGCACCCAGACCACUUCAUAGAGCUGAAGUGGUCUGGAUGACUAUAGUGUCCCUUUAAGUGUUUCUCAAUGCAUAGAAGCAAAGAAGCAAAUAGCCUGCCUUUUUAUACAUUACAUAAAUCCACAGACAGAAAGAUAUAUAUGUCCAUUUUAAUAUCGACAAUAAUGUUUGGAGAAUGUCACAAGAUAGUGUGUAAAAUUUGGGUGACUACUUAAUAUCAGUAAUAUGACUACUUUGGGUGACUACUUAGUAUGUGGUCAGAGAGCAAUAUCCAAUUUAUGCAAUCCUAUGACCCGUAGUGAUACUUUUAGGUCUAUAAAAAGUAUUAGUAAGCAGAUACUUUAGUUUGUAUAGCUCAUUGAUGCCAACCUUCCUUUUAUUGGCCUCAUAAUGUGUAGGUGUGCCAUAGUGCUGCUCCCUGGUAGAAAUGAACAAUGAAAAAUGGCUUUGAACUGUGGGAAAUGAGUAAACAGAAAGAAUACGUGUUUGCUCAGCUGCCCACACCACCAGCCCAUUUCCUUCCAUGGCAAAGAAAUUGCUUCAUCAGAUAUAAAAAUGAAUAAAACUAACAGGUAGUUUUAAUAACCUGCAUGCAGCCAUUAAAUUUUAUAAUAUAUCUGUUAAUGAGGCUUUAAUCAAAUAACUCAAAUUUAAAAAAAAAAAGCGUCACCUUUAACUAUAUCUUGGUUUUCAAAUAUCCCUGUACAAAUACACCACAGUAAAAUAGAAUAGAAGUGUGUAAAAAUUAAUCAUUUAACUGCACUGGUAAAAUGUGUAAAACUAAAGAGAUAUAAAUUUGGAGGAAAAUAUAUAUAGAGGCAAAUACCUAUCAACCACACUUAGGUUGUGUUGGUGCCUGGAGUGACCUUAAAACAUGACUAACAGACUCUAGAAUGAGUAGCUUCUAAUUCUUUGCAGAGCUCAUGCUUACUAUAUGUAAUAGGGAUUUUCACAAAUAGCAAAAACGUAAAAAAUAAAUAAAAAUAAUAAUAAAUGCAUGUAUCUAAAUAAAAGUAAAUAAAUAAAUAAGACAAAAAGUGUAGUAUGCAAAAAAGGUGCUUCAAUAAUAAGACAGUGAAUAGCAGCUUAACACGCUCAUGUGGGGUUAACCUUACUCCCCUUACAAAAUACUCAAUAUUAAAGGAACACUCUAGGGUCAGGAAACAACCAUGUAUUCCUGACCCUAUAGUGUUUAAAAACACAAUCUAGCUCACAUGGCCCAGACUUAAAUCUUACUUUGAUUUAAGUCUGCAGCUGCUGGGACUGCCCCUGAUCUGCCUGCUUUGCUGACAUUAUCAAAAGUGAUUCUCUGAGCCACUCACAAUGCUUUCCCAUUGGAUUGGAUGAGGCUACCAAUAAGGCAGAUCAGGGGCAGAGCCAGCACAAGCCAAACACAGCCCUGGCCAAUCAGAUGAAUCAAUGCAUCUCUAUGAGGAACGUUCAGUGUCUGCAUGCAGAGGGUUGAGACACUGAAUGGUAGUACUGCACAUUGUGCAGCAUUGCCCCAGGAAGCAUCUCUAGUAGCCAUCUGGGGAGUGGUUAGUGGAGGUAUCCCAGGGAUUUCUCUGAAAAUACAGUGUUUACUGCAAAAAGCCUGCAGGGACUGAUUAUACUCACCAGAACAAAUACAAUAAGCCGUAGUUGUUCUUGUGAAUAUUGUGUCCCUUUGACCAAAUAAAUGAAAGCACUCGUGUAUAUAGUGGAGUGCUUGAAAUGGGGUAUCUUAAACUUAUCUUAAACUAUCUUACCGAAUAUAAUAUUUCUCUGUAAGGAACAUUGGAAGUGUUUGAUAACAUGUAUGUGAUGACAACUAACAUGAAAACAUCUGAUAUUCAAAGGCUGUAAAGAGGAAGUGUGGUUCUAGAGGCUGUCUGCCUGACUCUUUCACAUUAUGCAAGACAAACCAUAUGAACAGCACAUCACGAAGAGGAGACUGCCUAUUUAGCAAUACUAGCAAAUUAGCAUUAUUAGAGUUGUGCAUUUGUUUCAAAAGAAUCUAAUUUCAUCAAAAUUUUGAGUGAUCACUUAUUUGCCCGAAUUUCAUAACCAUGAAUUUCAUAUGGCCGAAUCACGAAACAAAUAAAAAAAAGGAAUGAACAAGCUAUUUUGUUUGUUUAUUAUUCUGUGUUACAUCCACGGUGCCAAAAAAAAAAGGUGAUUGAUUAAAAAAUAUUAUUCAGACUCAACUUUAUCACUGUACAAUGUACAUAAAAGGACAAUGAAACAUAGGUGGCCUCUGAUCAGAAAUGUAGCAGCAAUUAAUAAAAAAUACUAUAUAAAAAUGCACUCUCAAAUUAAGCUUUUUACAGUCUAUUUCAAGCCAAAGCUCCUCUAGUACUUAAGAAUUACAAUCCUUCUUCACUGAUAACAAGUUUUCAACAACAACAACCUAGUAAGACAUUAACAUUAACAUUACACAAUAGUGCCACCACAUACAAAUUCAGCAAUACAACCCAUAGCCCUCAAUCCAAGUAAGAUAUCUAUCCCAUAAAACAAACAUAUCUGUGCAAUAAGUGUGCCAAACUACCAUACAGUUAAUACAUCUAGUGCAAAAAAAUUCCCAAUCCGUAACAAUAUGAGAAAGAAUAUAUAUAUAUAUAUAUAUAUAUACACUAUACUUUUAGUAAAUAUAUAUCGAUUUACAUUUGGUAAAAAAAUUUCCACUUGACCUGUGAACAACAAAAUGUGCCUAACAAAAAAUGUAUACAUAUUAUUUGCUUUGCAGUUCUUCUUGGAGUGCAGGUGUUGGAUUCAUAGUAUUCAUAUUACACUAAUUGGCCAAUGUUCGCUCUAUUUUGGACCAUUCAAAUAAUUUUUCUUUAAAUGAUUCCAUGGACAGAAUUAAUCUGAACCAAAACGCUACAUGUUGAAAACCUGACUUACUUGAAAGAGUUUAUUUUUUCCAGAUGAAUCAAUUCAGACUGACCAAUAUUUGUUCAAUGCACACAUGUCUAUGUUUUGAGGGAAACAAAUAAAUCUUUUAAUUUGUUUAUAAUAUUUUACUAAUCAAAUAGCUAAAAAUCACUGUAUGGUUCCCAAGGCACCCAGACCACUUCAGCUUAUUGAAGUGGUCUGGGUGCACUGUCCAAGGUCUUUUAACCCUGCAGCUUUUAAGAAACUGCAAUAAUUACCUACCAAGGUAACUCCUCCUCUAGUGACUGUCUACCAGACAGCCAUUAGAGGGACUUCCGGGCUGUAAGGUGACUUUCCUUGCAUGGGGACAUCCAGGGUCAUCCAAAACUCCAUAGGAAAGUAUUAAAUAAUAAUAAAGGGGCCUUGGCGAAGGGGGAAGCUAUAGUGCCAGGAAAACACUUUAGUUUCCCUUUAAAUAUUCAAGUUUAUUCAAAGUGAACUUUUCAUUCCCCCCAAGUAAAUAACCCUGAUCAUUUUGUCAGAGUCCAUACAGAUGUUUAAACUGAAAUUGGAUAAAUACUUGCAAAAACAUAACAUACAGGGAUAUAAUUUCUAAUUACUGGGGUAAUAGCUGCUCGAACGAAGGAGCCAUCUGACUGCUAUUUUGGGGUCAAGAAGGAAUUUUUUCCUAGUUUGUUGCAAAAUUGGAAGCGGUUCAGACUGGGUUUUUUGCCUUCUUUUGGAUCAACAGCAAAAACAUAUGUGAGGAAGGCUGAACUUGAUGGAUGCAAGUCUCUUUUCAGCUAUGUAACUAUGUAACUAUGUUAGAAGGUUUAAUCGCUUAACUAUGAAUUGGAGCAAAUUAAAAAUAUGAAGUGUUAGAAUUUUCAAUAUUAUUUACAUAAUCUUAUAGUGUAAAGUGAUAUUGAUUAGGCAACUAUUUCAAAGGGUGAAAAACUACUUUAAUAAUGUAAAUAAAAUAAAAACAUAAAAUAAUGCUAAUUUGAACGUGAUUUUUUUUAUUUCAGUAUCAAUAUAAACUGUAUAAUAACUGAAAGAGACAUUUUGUUGAACUUAUGUUUUAUUUUUUUUUAUUUUUUUUGCAUAUUUUGUAUUUUGUCACUAAAUUCAUCAUGCCAGAAGUGACGUCUGUUAAUACUUUAGACCAGGGGUGCCCAGAAGGUAGAUCCCCAGAUGUUAUAGAACUACAAGUCCCAUGAUGCAUUGCGUGUCUUUGCAUGCUUUUAGAAUGACAAGGUAUCAUGGAAGUUGUAGUUUUAAAACAUGUGGGGAUUUACCUUUUGGGCACCCUUGCUUUAGACAAUGCAUGUAUAAGAUAUAAAUGGGCACUUAAAAGAGAAUCUUAAUAUAUAUAUAUAUGUAUCUUUUUACAUCCAGUUUGACACAACCAACCCCAACUCAGUUUCGUUUGCUUUAGAAGGAGAAGUAGAAGGUAUUUUUGAAAUUCUAAAUCAAGGAUUACUCCGUUCUACAAAACCCCUUGACCGUGAAACCAAGGCAUUGUACAAACUAAAGGUAACUUUCCCAUAAAACAAAACAUGAAAACCUCACACUGAAUUAAGCAGUGAAUGUGGUUUGUAAAUACAUGAAUGUGGUUUUAGCAUUAUUGUUUAACACAUUUUACCUUUGAGCAAACAAGACAACCAAAGCCAUACACAAAAACAGUGCAAGGAAUAUAGACAUUAAUCAAUAUUUUCUUAAUUUGAAUGUUUAAUCAUAUUGUGAGUUGUUGCUUAAAGAGGAUCUGUCACUUCUAUGGAAUUCACGCCUAUGAAGCGUGUUAACCUUUUUUCAUGAGAUGCACAUAUAUUUUUUUAGAUUAUAAGUAAGAUUUAGAAAAUUACAUAAUUAUCCAGUUGCAAAGCCAGGGAAGACAUUCCUUAUGAAGAAGAGACUUGGGUUGUUUAGGUCUAACGUUUACAAUAACACUAAAAUGAAAAAUAGAGAUAUAUAGCUCAUAUUCUUAUGUCUGGGAGUCUCCAUAUUGGCUCAUUAUCAAUCAUUGUUAUGUAAUUAGCACCUGGCAGUCAGCAUACACAAUACAAGCGUAAACAGAAAGAGAGACAUGCAACAACAUUUCUAUUUCUCAUCUUCUUUUGCAUGCCAUGGCUUUGCCUUGUCUGAAGUGGAUUAUGAUAUAGUUUCCCAAAUCUUUAUAGAAAUCUCUAUAUGAAUUUAAAAGAAAACAAAGCAUCUCACUAAAUGAAGGUUCAUUUAAGUUAUUGGUGGUUUUCAAUGUUUUAUUUUUGAUGGUGUAAAUUCCAUAGAAGUGACAGUACCCCUUUAAAUAAAUAUUUACAGACAGGUACAUUCUUGCACAAAAUGUCAAAGUCAUGUGCUUUAAGAGUAUUCAAUCAGCGAAGCUGGGGACUUGCAAAAUGCUCCCUGUCCCUCCACAAGCUCGAGAAUCUGGGACAAGUUACUCUUUUAUACUGUUUUAAAAUACCCAGCCCUUAACCUGCCUGUGCUUAAAUAUUCCCAUACCUCCCAACAUUGCUCCUCUUCAAAUCGGGAGCGGAGUCCUAAGAGGGGCAUCGCCAGUGAUGUGAACAGUGCCACUGGUGAGGUCCACAAUGGUUGGGCCAUUCAGGAAAGAAGCAGCCUCAUCCAAGAUGGGGUGGGUCUACCCCAAAAAUGGACAUGCCUACCAUCUGACGGGCAGCCUGCUGAAGCACUCCCUGCAUUGUCUUUGUGCCUGCUGCACAGUGCGAGCGGGUCUAAUGCCACUGUGCUCCCCUGGGGUACUGAAGUGCAGGACACCGUGGAACUAAAGCAGAACAGCAACUCAGCACCACAUAAUCGGGACUGUCCUGCAAAAAGCGGGACAGUUGGGAGGCAUGUACUGCUCAUAGGAAAAAGGGGGAUGUGUCGGGUGCUCACUCCAAAACAGAAAAUUAGUAGGCAGCAGUAACCAAUACAAGGAUUCCCAGCCUUGCAAAGAAACAGUAUAGAAAAAAGGAAGGAGGAAACCGCGCCUUACAUAAGUUGUAUAUACAUACACUUGAUGUUUCUUAAUAGUUGUGGAUGAUUUAUCCUCAAAAAGAGAACACAAAGAGAAAAUAUACAAUAGUGUAGUAUAUUUAACAAUAUGGAAAAAAGGUGAUAAGGAAAACGGAGAUAUUUUAAACUCACAUUUGGUAGAGCUAUUAUGGAAGCUCUACCGUGAUUAGCGUGGACGGUACAAUCCCCGUUUUAGGAUUAGAGGUCCAACGUCUUUGGCUCUCCGAUGGUAUAGUGUUGCAAAUAAAAAAUAGGAAAGAAGAAACUCCAAUGGUGUAGUAGUUCCAGCUCCAAGUGUAAAUUAAUAAAUGAAAGUAAUUAUACUCACAUUUGCUAGAGCAGAUAACUUGCUCUAGUAUGUAGGGCUUGCAGUGGUAUAAUCCCCACUGUAGGAUAUGUAGGCCAGGAAGUAGAUGAUGAAAGUAAAUUGUAUAGUAAAAUAAAGUAUCACUUUAAAAAUAUAUUUAAUAGUAGUACAAACAAAAUAAAAUGCUAUAUAAAAUAACACUUAACGCGUUUCGCCAAUGGCUUCAUCAGAAGUGUAAAACACUAUACAAUUUACUUUCAUCAUCUACUUCCUGGCCUACAUAUCCUACAGUGGGGAUUAUACCACUGCAAGACCUACAUACUAGAGCAAGUUAUCUGCUCUAGCAAAUGUGAGUAUAAUUACUUUCAUUUAUUAAUUUACACUUGGAGCUGGAACUACUACACCAUUGGAGUUUCUUCUUUCCUAUUAUUUAUUUGCAACACUAUACCAUCGGAGAGCCAAAGACGUUGGACCUCUAAUCCUAAGACGGGGAUUGUACCGUCCACGCUAAUCACGGUAGAGCUUCCAUAAUAGCUCUACCAAAUGUGAGUUUAAAAUAUCUCCGUUUUCCUUAUCACCUUUUUUCCAUAUUGUUAAAUAUACUACACUAUUGUAUAUUUUCUCUUUGUGUUCUCUUUUUGAGGAUAAAUCAUCCACAACUAUUAAGAAACAUCAAGUGUAUGUAUAUACAACUUAUGUAAGGCGCGGUUUCCUCCUUCCUUUUUUCUAUAAUGUACUGCUCAUAAUAUGAAGAGGUUAAGAAGGCCCACUUGAUGAACUCCAGGUCCCCAUAACUUUAGCUAAUACAUGUAACAAUACUUACUCCUUCUUUCAUUCCAAUAACAUGAUUGGGAUUUCAACAUAUAGAAAACUAAAAUAAAAAAGCACCCAUAUCUUAUUUUAUAUAGUAUAGCUUACAAAUAAUUAAACAGAACCAAACAGAUGCAUAUUUUCCUUCACACAAUUAGAGUAAUUUUUGGCCUAGGAUGAGACUAGGUACUAAGGCAAAAAGCAGCUAAAUUCAGUACUUGACAUUUGCCCUAGAUUGUUUAUGAGAGCUAUAGUUUAUGUUUUAUAGAUCUGUGCUGACUUCCUGUUGCACUAUUACACUGUAAGGCUGUUUAGAUAACCUUGUCUCAAGUAAACCUAAAUAAUAAGGUAAGAAUACAAUUAACCUCGCCUUCAGUGUGGUUGCAUUUUUUAUUAAACCACAACUGAUACCAAAUUUCUAUUUCAUGAUUUGUAAAAGUUUAUUAAACUUUUUAUGAAACGUAAUGUUUUUUAAAAUCGUGUAUAUUGUUUUUUUUUUUGGUUUUUUUUGUUAGGUAAGACUUUACUGUUAGCUGACCAAUGUCUGCUCAACCUAACUUGCCUGUUGCUGCGGGUUCACACAGAGCAAUUACAGCAGCAGGCAAGUAGGCUGAGUAGCAGUCAGUCAGAUAACACUAAAACAUGACCCAACAUGGCUGCUUGGUCAGAUAUUAUAAAUUACAUUUUAUAAUAAACAAAAAUUCAGUAUACAUUUUAAAAAAUGUUAUGUUUUAUCACAUGUAUUAAACUUUCAGACUACAGUGAGAACUGUAAAUGUUGUCCUUUAAGUCAGAAUUAUGUAACAGACUGUGCGGAUGUAACAGACGUUGCAUUAUUAUCUUGCAUUUUAGGUUAAAACACUAAAUGCCGCAGGACAUCUCGUUGAAGGGCCAUUCUCUGUAGACAUUAUUGUUGAGGAUAUCAAUGACAAUCUGCCAGCAUUCAACCAGACUGAAUAUACUGGUGAAAUCCGGGAGCAAUCAAGACCAGGUAAUGUAGAUAAGAAAGAACAAUCAAACAAAAAGGUGUGAAUAAGAUGAUUCAAAUAUCAUUGAAAAUGUGUGAACAUCCACAGAUCAAUACUUGCAACAGUGUUCAGACAUUCUGGUCACUCCCUCCCGGUUGCGCUGUUAAAGGGCCACAGCGCCUGACAGGGCCCCUGCGGAAACAUGCCCACCAGGUAGCUUUAAGUGCAUGGGCCACCCGGUGGGCCCCCUUAGUGUGUGGGCCAGUGCCCCCAACAAUUUAUUUUAGAAUCGGCAAUCCCAAAAUAAAUUGUUGUGUGUAGAGGGCAAAAGGGGCAGCUGCUUUGGGCCCCCCAGGAGUAACUAAGCCCGGGGCAGCUGCUCCGUUUGCCCUGUGUUAAAGAGAGCCCUGGUCUCAACUGUAAUUGGCUCAGCUGUAUUUUUGCCUAAAUUUUGCUAUUAUUGUCAACUCAUUGCUAUUUAAGGUCUGUUAACUGCACUAGUUAGGAAGUCAUGAAGGGAUUGCAAAUUUUAGACCAAAGUAGCUAAAGUGAGAUAACGAGAGAUAGUUGAACAAUGUAACCAUAUAGCAAAAAGAAAGUAAAUACACAUAAAUGUUUUAUUACUACGCAGUCUUUUAAUUAUUUUGGUUCCGUCUCUCCAAAAUAGGAAAACAAAUUGUCACGGUUUAUGCCACGGAUGCUGAUGACCCUGAGACGCCAAAUGGGCAGCUAGUUUAUAAAAUCACGCACCAGAUACCAGACCCAUAUAAAGUCAUGCUUUUCCAGAUUAACAACAAGACUGGGACAAUCUCCACCACAAUAAACGGUAUGUAUCAAGUAAUCAAUUAAACUAAAAGAAGCUCUUUACAGAUUAACAUGAGCUCAGCCAACAGCUGGCCCUAUUGCUUAGGCUGCAAAAGGAAGCAUUUCAUUGAUAAAAAAAACAAAAACCCAACAACACAAGACUGCACCACGUACAUCCAGCACACAUGUCACUCUUCCUCUUACUGUGUAUAAACUGAAAAAACAAUACUUUUUUUUGGGGGGGGGGGGGCAGAGGGGGUUGAAAAUAGUAAUAAGACAACAGUUUGAAAAAAUUUAGCAAUUAAAAUAUAUUCUUCUAGUUAUUUUUUUUUUUUUAAAUGUUAUUAAAGGGGUACUCCCCUUUUCACUAGUUUGCUUUCUGUACUUUAUAAUGCCCUAUUGCACACUUGUCAAUUGAUUGAAACCCCUAUGAAAUAAAGUUAAAACUUACCUUGAAUCCAGGGCUGGGCCAAGUUCUCCCUGAUUGUUUCCACUCCCCAUCUGUUAUCCCAUCUGCCAUUACAAUGUGUCACUGCUUCCCUCUCUGAGGGCCAAUCAAAUGCUUCUUAUAGAGGAGUACCUCCUGCCAUGGUGUACAAUAAAAGACCUAAUGGGGGAAUGUGGGAGACGUGGUGAGAAAGUCUACAUAUUAUACCUUACUGUGAGGAUUUAGCACAAAAAAGCCCAAUGCAGGAUUUGUAUAAGUGUUUAUCCUUACAGCAGGCUUCCCCAAACUCUGGCCCUCCAGAUGUUACUGAACGACAACUCCCAUGAUUCUAUGAAUGAAAUAAAUAGGCUGAGAAUCAUGGGAGUUGUAGUUCAGCAACAUCUGGAGGGCCGGAGUUUGGGGAAGCCUGCCUUAUAUAAUAUUCCAAACUGACAGGGAAACAGUCAACAAAAUUUUUUGGAAAUCAUAUCUUGAAUAAAAUACCAUUAAAUUGGGUAAUAGUAACAACCCCUGGAUGUUGGGCAAAAGAAACCUCCCCAGAACGUACUUGGAAACCAGAGCAAUCUGAAUGUACCUUUCCUGGUUAAAUACUUUGUUAUUAUUAUUAUUUGUUAUUAUUAAAUCAUUGAUAACUUGGGUUAACAUUUUUUUUUCAGCGAUGCUCCUCCUUCUUUUUAAUUUUUAUUAAACAUUUAGCAAAUAGCAGGACAAUCCUGUUCAGCCGAGGCACAGACAGGGCACAAAUUGCAAAUGAGGGAUGAGAAAUUGAAACAUUGUAUCAUUUCUCUUCUUUGUAAUAUGGUUUCUUUAUGCUAACUGACAAGAACAGUGAUCUAAGGGAACUAAGAUGGAUUGUAUCGGCUAGGAGGAUAAAGAGAUGAGGAUUUCUGCAUUUAAUUUGCUUUUCACACAACAUAAAGCUAUAUUUAACUGUAGGGGAUAAGUAAGCAAAAUAUUAAAAACCAUGGAAAAUAAUAGUUUCCCUUUUAGAAAGUGUGUAAAAGUACAAGAGUUUUUAUCACAUUAGCCAUUAUGCAAUUGGACAUAUUCAAUAUAAUGAGACAGCGACAUAUGAAUUGUGUUUAUUUAUUUACUGAUUUUCCAUAAACUACAUAUCUUUUAAUUGGUGUGAUGCUACUUGCUUUAUGUUUUGCAGCUAUCAUAGUUAUUGCAAGAAGUAAUUCUAAUAGAUGAGACACUAUUUUUCCAGCUAGUAUAUUUUGUAAAUUUAAAUGGCCAUAAAGAAUGACCUGAACUUUAAACACUGUGAUGUGAAUGUUUUGAAAUUACUGUAAAAUAAAAUGGUUAAUCUUAUGUCCCAGUCAUUCAGUUUAUUCAAGAUAGCAGAAUAAUACACACGUACGUCAGAUUUCUACGGGCUUAGCCUUUUUUUUCUGGGUUACAUUAAAUAAAUUGGAUGUUUGUGUAAACGGAAAAGAUUAAGGUCAGGACAGGAUAAUGUCUGCAUUUUGUUCACCAAUUCUUUAAUAGAAAUGCUUUAUGUGUGUCAGCGUGAUCAUUUUAACUCCAUCACAAGUCAUUGAUGGACUGGUCUUCCUAAGUGGUUUUCAAACUUUGUAUAAGUAACAAUAUUCAAUUUGUAUUUUUAUUAGAAAUAAAAAUGAUUAAAGGGACACUCCUGGCUGAAAGUGUCCAGAUUGUUUAUGUAUUCUACAGGUAAUGUAAUAAAUGUAUUAAAAAAGCACAAAUGCAAAACAAAAAAGACAUUCACAUUGAAAGGGACACUAUAGUCACCCAGACCACUUCCGUUCAAUGAAGUGGUCUGGGUGCCAGGUCCCCCAGUUUUUAACCCUUCAGAUGUAAACAUAGCAGUUUCAGAGAAACUGCUAUGUUUACAUUGCAGGGUUAAGCCAGCCUCUAGUGGCUGUCUUCCUGACAGCCGCUAGAAGCGUUUCUGCGACACUGGAUGCUUAAUUCGCAUCCGUCGUGCAGAACGUCCAUAGGAAAGCAUUUAGAAUUGCCACGCAUACGCAUUCCGCUCCACUCGGGAGCCGACGUCUGAGGGGGAGGAGUGGUCACCAGCGCAGAGGGAGCCCGGCGCUGGAUUAAAGUAAGUAAAUGAAGAGGUUUUAACCCCUUCAGCACCAAAGGGAAGGGGGCCCUGAGGGUGGGGAGGGUCCUAAGGAUGCUAUAGUGUCAGGAAACGAGUUUGUUUUCCUGACACUAUAGUGAUAGUACAUUAAUUAAUAUACAUGCAUCAGCCACAACAUCAGAACCACUGACAGGUGAAGUGAAUAACACUGAUUAUAUCGUUACAAUGGCACAUAUCAAAAGGUGGGACAUAUCAGGCAGCAAGAGAACAAUCAGUUCUUUAAUUUCAUGUGUUGGAAGCAGGAAAAAUGGGCAAGCAAAAAGAUUUGAGUGACUUUGAGAAGAGCCAAAUAAUGAUGGCCAAAACUGCAUGCAGUGGUUAGUACCUACCAAAAGCGGUGCAUGGAAAAAAAGGUACUUAGGAAGCAAAGGCUAUCCUGCAGUGGCGUACUAAGAGGGCACGGUCCACCCCAGGUGCCACCAGGUAGGGCGGUGCCAUGACCCUCACUCUGGUCCAGGGACUUAGGGGUGUGCUAGCUGUGCGACUGACACAGCUCACACAUGGCCGGGUGACAAGAGUGCAGGGGAGGGAGCUAGAGUAGGUGGGGGGAGCUAGAGCAGGUGGGGGGAGCUAGAGCAGGUACCCGGGUGGAGAAUAAGGAAAUCUAUGAAAAAAAAUAGCGAGGUGGAUGGGGACAUAGCUUACCGAGUGGCUGGGGCAGAGCUUAGCGCGAGGUGGAGGUGGGUCUAAAAUGGCAGUGGAGGCGGGACUAAUACCUACCAGAAGCCCCUGGUAACUGCUGCACAGGAAGUGGGAAUUACUUAAUUACAGGAGCUGACUGCCUCCACUCCUUCCUUCCAGCCAUAAUGGAAAGAGGUAAUUGUAUGUGUGCCUGUCUGUGUGCCCGUCUGUCUGCCUGGCUGUCUGUGUGCCUGCUUAUCUGUGUGCCUGCUUAUCUGUGUGCCUGCCUGUCUGCCUGUCUGUCCAUCUGUGUGCCUGCCUGCCUGUCUGUCUGUGUGCCUGCUGGUUUGUGUUCCUGCUUGCCUGUCUGUCUGCCUGUCUGUGUGCCUGUCUGUCCAUCUGUCUGCCUGUCUGUCUGUCUGUCUGCCUGCCUGUUCGUCUCUGUGCCAGCCUGUCCAUAUGUGUGCCUGCCUGUCUGUCUGUGUGUCUGCCUGUCCGUCUGUGUGCCUGCCGUCUGUCUGUGUGCUUGCCUGUCCGUCUGUGUGCCUGCUUGCCUGUCUGUCUUUCUGUGUGCCUGUCUGUCUGUCUGCCUGUCUGUCUUUGUUCCUGCCUGUCUGUCUUCCUGCCUGCCUGUCUGACUGCGUGACUGUCUGCCUGUCUGUUUAACGGUCUGCGUGCCUGUCUGCCUGUGCAUGACUGUAACUGUGUGUGUGACUGUCUGGCUGUACCUGUGUGUGAUUGUCUGCCUGUUACUGAGUGUGUGUGUGUCUGUCUGCCUGUUUCUGUAUGUGAAUGUCUGCCUAUUACUAAUUGCCUGUGUGCCUGUAACUGUGUGUGACUGUCUGCCUGUAACUGAGUGUGUGUGACUGUCUGUAACUGAGUGUGUGUGACUGUCUGCCUGUAACUGUGUGUGUGUGUGUGUGUGUGACUGUGUGCCUGUUUAAGUGUGUGAGGGGUGCAGGGAUUUUGUAUUGGAACAGGGGUCUUGUAUAAGGGGGGCUGAGCAGGGUAUUUGUGGAAGGGGAAUGCAGGGUUUUGUAGAAGGGGGCACUACAGGGGUUUGUAGAAGGGGGGCAGGGCAGGGGUUUUGUAGGAAAGGGGCAGGGCAGGGGUUUUGUAGAAGAGGGCUAACAGGGGUUUUACAAAGUUUACAAAUUUGUGCAAUACAUAAAAAAAAGAAAGAAACAUUUUUAAAAAUUUGCAGGUUUUUUUUUUUUGAAGGGGAGGGAGGAGGCAGGGGUGCCAAACACAGGAUCUGCCCCAGGUGCCGAAUGCUCUAAGUACACCCCUGCUAACCUGUCUUGUUCGAUCACACAUAAGUGUUACUGUAGCUCAAAUUGUAGCUGAAAAACGUAAUACUGGCCUUGAUAGAAAGCUGUCAGAAGUGCCUUCAAUGGGGACUUGAGAGUCAAAACUGGACCAUGGAGCAAAGGAAGAAGGUGCCCUGGUCUGAUGAAUCACAUUUUCUUUUAGAUGCGAUAGAUGGCAGGGAGCAUGUGUGUCAUUUAUCUGGGGAAGAGAUGGCAGCAGGAUGCACUAUAGGAAGAAGACAGGCUGGGCAAUGUUCUGCUGGGAAACCUUGGGUCCUGGCAUUCAUGUGGAUGUUACUUUGACAUGUACCAUCUAACUAGACCCCUUUAUGGCAAUGGUGUUACCUGACAGCAGUGGCGUCUUUCAGCAGGAUAAUGCUCCAUACCACAUUGCAUGGAAUGUUGUGGAACAAUAAACCUGAUCCAUGGAGUCUACACCUCGCAACUGUCAGGACUGAAAGGAACUGCUGCUAAUAUCUUGGUGCCAGAUAGACCCCUUGUGUACAAAUCUCUUCCAGCUUCAUUGAACUAAUCAGAUGCCGGUUAAUCAAUGGACAAACUAAUCAAUAUGUUCCAGGGAUGGCCUGACAAAUUGAUUCAUUACGCAGUUGAGUGUUUUGUGAAUAUUCCUCUGAAUAAUUCUUUAUUUAUUUAUUUAUUUUACUGAAAUUCCCGAAUCCCGGAUAUUCUGACAGCUUAGUGAAUACCUUUGUAUGUGCUUCUGGCUGUAUGUCUAUGUGUUCCAUUUUCUUUUUUGCAGACUGUUUUGGACUGGUUGUAUUAAAUAAUAAUUAAGACUAAUUUGUUGAAAAAUUUAAACAUGAUCUUGAUUUUCUCUUCAUUUAUAGGAAGCUUGCUCUUGAAAAAAGAAACCCAUGAUCAGUAUGAGCUGCUUGUUAUUGCAAGUGAUUUAUCGUUUAGUGACAAUGUUAAGGUGAUAAUUAAAGUGACUGAGAAUAUCUGGAAGAAUCCAAAACCUGUUACUAUUGUGGAAAAUUCCACAGAGCCUCAUCCUAUGAAAAUUACCCAGGUAAAGCAUUCUUGUUUGCUUACAUUAUAGAAUGACGAGGCUUGUCAGAUCACACCUCAGCUGUUCAUUUUGAAUAUACAAGACAUGAAAAGUUCUGACCUCUUUUAUAAACAAUCCAUUUUUUGCAAGGUGGAAAUUAAUUUAUGAAUCAAGAUAUUUUGUUUUGGCAUCCCUCUAUUAUUUAUUAGAUGAUUUCCCUCUUGCAUCAUAUUAAUUGUACAUACUACAGGGCAGCAGUAUAAUGUAAUAAGUUUAAUUAAAAAAAUAAAAUCUCUGUAUGAGAAAGUGUGGGAAACAUAUAUUGAAGCGAGAAUUUUUCAAGCUGAUUUAAUAUAGCUAAAUUUUAAUUAGCUGUCUGUGCUAACAUUUUAUCAUUAUUAUUAUUUAUAAAGCGCCAACAAGUUCCGUAGCGCUGUACAAUGGGUGGACUAACAGACACGUAUUUGUUUUAUUGAGGGCCCUGCUCAAUGAGCUUACAUGCUAGAGGGAGUGCGGUAUAGUGACACAAAAGGUAAGGCUAGGGUAGAAAAGUAGGUUUCUAGGAUAGUAUUCAUUGAGGGCUUAGUGUUUUGAUUACCGUUUCAGGAGAGGAAUCAGGGUGCAGGGAAAGAAAGCUGUUCACAGUUUAAUUGAUAUGCUUCCCUGAAGAAGUACGUUUUCAAAGAUUUUUUGAAGGAGUGGAGAUUGGGUGAAAGUCUAACAGAGAGGGGAAGGGUGUUCCAUAGAAACGGAGCAAAGCGGAUCUUAAAUUGAGCCCUAUAUCUUAUAAGUGACAGUUCCUGUUUAAAGGGACACUUUAGACUAGGGGUAGUCAACCUGGUCCCUACCGCCCACUAGUGGGCGGUUUGGGAUUUCAGGUGGACAGUGGUGGGUUCUGCAGAAAACAUAUGGUGCGCCUCAAUGGCCAUGGACCAAGGCCAGCAGGGGAGAUCAUUUCAUCAUUUGACCUGCCAACCCAUGCAGAGCCAGCCUUGCUGUAAGCCCUCUCAGGCUAGUGAAGAGAUCACAGAUACCAUGGCAAAGCUCAGAUACAGUGCUGUGCUCACAGGAGGACAGGAGAGUCAGCCUGCAGCCGGAGGAGCUGCAGGCUAAAGUGAACGUGCCAUCACUGGAACACCAUGGCUUCCAGCAUUAAUGUCCCUCCUCCCUGGUAAAAGGUAAGAAGAAGGCAGGGGGAGAUAUUAAGAUAGAUUUUCACAUCUCACCCACCUACACACAGCAUAGACUAUAUGCACCCUUCACACACACUACACCCCUCACACACACACACUGUCCCUACACACACACUACACCCCUCACACACAUACACACACACACACACACACACACUGCCCCCUCACACACACACACACACACAAACACACACAGACUGCUCCCCUCACACACACUGCCUUUCCUCACACACACACUACCCCACACUCAGGGCCGACCUGUAGAAAAUAGAAAAAAAAAGGAAGAAAGAAAUAGAUAAAUUUAAGUACAUAUUUAAAAAUAAAAAAAAAUCACACUUGCGCUAUAAAAUUAAUUACUGUGGAACUGGUGGGAGGUAAUUUUGCAAAAAGUACAGAUUUCAAUAGAAAUUGACACUUUUAUAAAUUAACCUGGUUACACCCCUGUGGCUGUCAAUCAGACAACCGGUACUGUUACUUCCUGGUUUGGUUAACCCUUUUGGACUGAAGAGGCAGCAAUUACCCAGAGCAAAUGCCUUGCAAAGACUGUUUAUUGAGCUGCAUUGGGAAGUCUGUGAUUGGACAUCCCCAGAAAGCCUGAGUGGGGUUAGAAGGGGAGGGUUUGCAAAGGCAGCAGUUUUUACAAGCUGUUUUUAGGUAUACCCUCAAUGAAAAAAAAAAAGCAUAAUUAAAUACAUACAAGUUUCCAUUUGGGGUAUAUCUAUUAAACAGUGAUAUUUAUUUAUAUUUUAUUUGGGCAGUUGAGUGUCCCUUUAAGCCUGGUAAAGCAUUAUGGGAGUUGAAGCUUUACAAUAGUUGGGGAUCUAGCUUGUGAAUUGCCAUUCAAGAUGUGUUUAAAAACGUAACCUUUAUGAAAAACUUUAAAAUUAUAAAAAUCUUAUAUAGUAAACUUUGGUAAAAAAAAAUACUGUACUGAAUAACAAGCAAAUACUGACAUUGCAUAACAUCUAAAAUGGUGGGUGUACACAAUGUAUACAGUGUGAAAUUCGAUACAUCACUUGUAGCUUACACUAUAGCACAGGACGCAAGAGUAAUGUUUUGGUAUUUGAGAGCACAGUUUGUAAAAUGAUCCACGCAAUGGAAAUUUUAAGCAGAUGUUGCCUUCUAAGAGCCAAGACAGGAUGGAAAGCUGAGUCUAUUAAUGCUUUCUGAGAAAAAUAGUUGUUUAACCGUUUUUGUGCGUGGCGUGUCUAACAUUUUGCAGCUUGAACAUCCAUGGUUCUCUGGGCAAUUAAAAUAUUUAAAGCAAAAUUAAGUAAAAAUGGGUUUUUAGCUAGAAAGCAAUAUAUAUUUUCCAGGAAACAGUUUUAGGUUUCCCAGAAUGCAAUGCAGCAGGAGAAGCCAUCUUGCAUUUCGUUUUAAAGCAGGCCUUGCAAGAAGCUGAUGUGUGAUAAAAUGGCUGCUAAUUAUUGUUUUUUACAUUUGAUAGUUGCAGAAUGAUGAUCAGAACUCAAACAGGCAGAAGUAAUAAAUAUCAGUUCUACUAUUACCUUUUACAGUUCUGUUACGUCUCCCUGUUCCAUGUGGAUGGCAAGCACACAGGCAUAUGUUACAUUCACAUUAUGCUAUUAAAAUAUAAUUUUUCGCAUACAUUAGGUCCAAUGGAAUGAUGACAGCGCCAUUUAUGAACUACAACAAAGAGAGAGGUAUCCGAAAUUCCCAUUUUCCAUUGAUGAAGAUGGAAAUAUUAAUGUGACUGAGCCGCUGGACAGAGAGGAGAGAGCUCAGGUAGGAGCUUGUAAUAUGGUGUUUGUAUGGUUGGACUGCAGAUAUAUAUGGGAUUGUGUGAAGCAGUCAAGGGAUUCAAUCUGGUUUUUACCAAGCAAUGAUAAGUCAAUCAAUGAAUGGUCUUUAACAAUAUAAAGGCAUAAGGAUAUUUGGUGAAUUGAUAAGAACAUGCUCAAUUUACACUUAAAGGGACACUAUAGUCACCAGAACAACUACAGCUUAAUGUAGUUGUUCUAGUGAGUAUAAAAGCUCCCUUCUGGCAUUUUCAUGUAAACACUGCCUUUUUAGAGAUGGCCACUGGAGGGGCUUUCUGGCUCAGGGCUGCACAGUAAGCAGCCCUGCUGUUCAGCAUCCCCACACUCUGCAUGGUGACGCUGAAUUUUCCUCAUAGAGAUGCAUUAAUUCAAUGCAUCUCUAUGAGGAGGUCCUGAUUGGCGAAAAUGUCAUUUGGCACCACCCCCGUGCUGAUUUUAGCAAAUCUCAUAGGAAAGCAUUGGAUUGGUUAAAAAUUUGCCAUUUUGAUGUCACAAAGGGGGGUGGAGCCAGCGCCGGCAGACCUGCGCGGCCCUGGAAAUAAGGUGAGUUUUAAACUUUUAUAGGGGGAAUUUUUAAUAUCCAUAGCAUUAGCAGCAGAAAAAGGUUGUUAAUUUUCUUGGAUUGUGAUUGAAAACACUCAUGACACAGGACAUUCAUAAAGCAAUUCAGUUUUUAACACAAUUUAAAGGGCUACUGUAACCCUUUUCACAAUAAUCUUUUUUUAACUUUAUAUUGCCCUACCAGGGACUGUUGAUCUUGUCAACGCAAGAAACUCACCAAUUAAAUAAGUUUAAAUUUAAAUCCAGUACCAGGUGAGGUAUACCUCGGGAGGGAAUGGAGCGAGUAUUUCAAUAUAUAUAUAUUAGUGAAAUUUUACUAAAUAAAGGGAGUGAAGAUUCCCCUUGCAACCAUGCUCCCAUAGCUGCCUGCAAUAGUAGAACCCAACUACAUGGAUUCGCCCUUAUUGAAAACAUCAAGUACCAUCUCUGUCCAAACCAAUGCUGCCCAUAGAGAAGCCUUACAGACAUAUGGCGCAUGCAUUAUAAUUGCUCCAUAUAUCUACAACAUCUCUAUGAGAAGAGAGCCUCUUUUAGCUUCAUUAUGCUUAAUGUACCAAAUGUGAAUUCCUUUGAAAAUCAAAGGGUCCAAUAUGUUAAAUGAACAAAGAGAGACAUUGUAAUUUUAGGGAAGUAAGUAGUGGUUGUUGGAGGGAUGUUCUGAGAAAUUGCAAGUUGAUCUAGUAAUAACAAUUUAUGUAAUUUAGAACAAGAAGAACACUUCUUAUCUACGCUUACGUUAUGUGUGUAUUUUUGCUGUGGAACUCAUAUACUCAGAAACACCAACAAUAUUGAGCUCCAAAAAAAAAGAAACAUUACAUAGUUACAUAGCUAAAAAGAGACUUGCGUCCAUCAAGUUCAGCCUUCCUCACAUAUGUUUUUGAUGUUGAUCCAAAAGAAGGUAAAAAACCUAGUCUGAAGCGCUUCCAAUUUUGCAACAAACUAGGAAAAAAUUCCUUCUUGAACCCAAAAUAGCAGUCAGAUGUCUCCUUGGAUCAAUCAGCUAUUACCCCACUAAUUAGAAAUCAUAUCCCUGUAUGUUAUGUUUUUGUAAGUAUGUAUCCAAUUGCAGUUUAAACAUCUGUAUAGACUCUGACAAAACCACUUCUUCAGGCAGAGAAUUCCACAUCCUUAUUGCUCUUACUGUAAAAAGAAAAACCUUUUAUUUGCCUUAGAUGAAAUCUCCUUUCUUCCAGGUUAAAUGUGUGACCUUUUAAUGAUAAAAAAUUUGGACAGAGGGAUCUAGUACCAAAAUAGGGACUACUCUUCCUAACUAGGGUCACUUGGGGGGUACGACUUCACUUCACCAUCAUUUUCUCGCAACAAUAUGACAGUUCCUCACUCUGUUUCGAAACUGAAAGAACUGCAUGAAAAUACAAGAUUCACUUUAAAAAGUAGAGCAAAAAAAAACCCGUUUCACUAAGGCACUUACAUCUCAUUGAGGGGACACCUCCCCCAUAGACUAGAAUGCUUGUGCGGGUUGAACUUUGCUUAAUAUGUUCUGUAUUUGACAACUCUAAAAAUCUUCCACAUCCAGUGUUACAAACUUCAGCCUGUUACAAAUCAACAUUUAUCCCCCCCAAAAAUUAUAGCCUUUCAAUGUAAACAUGAUUAUAUAUGCAGCCAAUUCUUCUUAAUGCAACAUGUACAAAGGUGUGACUUAAAUGAGUCACUGAUCCAAAGCUAGCCAAUAGACACCUGUAGGUGCAUGUUGUAGAGUUAAAGAGAGAAAGACUAUUAAAAAAAACAAUGACUGUAUCCCAUUUCACACCUUGUGGAUGAAGUCCAGGACCUCUGCUCCCGAGUUUAUAUUGUGAGAAUUUAAAAGCUUACAAAUAGAUGGAAGACUUGGAAUGAAAUACCGUAUAACAUGUAUAAACAUGUUGGCGUAAAGAAAACUAUAUUUGUUGCAUUUCAAGGUAAAAUUUUUAUUAUGGUAUGCUCAUUUAUAUACAAAAUAAAUAUAAUAUACAUCAAACAAAAACAUAAUAAAAAUGAACAUUAUAAAUAUCUGGCAAAAAGAUCUAGUAAAAAAACAAAAAGUCCAUAAAAAAUUAAAAAGAGGAAACGUAGAGUGUGCAGAACCUAGAAAGAACUACGCAUACUAAAGCAAGCACUCGCUAAGCUGCUAUAGCUAUCAAUGUUAUACUGAUAUAUUUGCAAAUUAUACUAAGAGUGAAAUGCAGAAUUUCAUUUUUGUACUAUUUUCUAGAGCGUUAUUUUAGAUCCUACUGCACUAUUCAUUGCAAUUAUGUGAAAUCCUGAGUGAUAUCACUUACCCUUUGGAUCCAUAAAUAUCAGAACACUGUAUGUGUCUUACAACUCCAUCAGAGAAAGAUGAUCAGUUGCUUCUGUUACAAAAGUACUUCUCAACUUUUUACCGAGAAGUACCCUGCAGUCAAAAAAAAGUAUCCCUUCCUUGAGAAAGUAAUUUCUAUUCAUUUAAAUUUUAACUAAUUUAAUUAUUAAAGUCAAUCCCAUAGUGGAAAACAAGCCCGAUUAAAGGUAGUAAAGAAAAUGAAAAAAGUAUUACAAAAUGGGAAUAUUGUGGAUGUAAUGAGGAGUGUAUGAAAUAUUAAUCUGAUGUAUAAAAGACGCAAAAUGAAAAUAUAAUACACACAUAAUAAUCAGUGGUGUAUCCUGGUUUUGUGCUACCCUAGGCAGGACAAAAUUUAGGCACCCCCCCCCCUCAAAUCCCUCCUGCGCCACCCCCACCCAACCCUUCCCCCCUGCUCCGCCUUCUAAAUACACACACACACAUUCACUGACAGAUACGCAUUAACUAGUUAAAAGAAACACACACUCACUAACAGACACACUCUCACUCACUCACUAACAGACACACAGACACACACUCAGACACACACUAACAGACACACUCACUCACUAACAGACACACACACUCACAAACACACACACACACACAAACACAAACAGACACACACACACACUAACAGACACACACACUCACACACACUAACAGGCAAACACACUCACACACACUAACAGGCAAACACACACACUCACUAACAGACACACACACACACUAACAGACACACACACUCACUCACACACACUAACAGACACACACACACACACUAACAUACAAACACACUAACAUACUCACUUGUGUUUUUUUAAAAAAAUUUUUAUUUAACUCCCCCAGCCUCCUUACCUUUUGGGAAUGCUGGGGGGUUCUUCCUCUCCCUGGGGGUCCAGUGGCUGCUGGGCGGGCGGUGCUGGCGGGCGACUGGCGACUGGCGAGGGAGCACUUCCCCUGAGCUGUCUGCUCAGCUCCCUCGAGCGCCGCCCGCAGAGUGAGGCUGGGAGCCUGAAUAUGACGUCAUAUUCCGGGUCCCAGCCUCACUCUGCGGGCGGCGCGCGAGGGAGCUGAGCAGAGAGCUCAGAGGAAAGUGCUCCCUCGCCAGUCACCGCCCAGCCCAUCAGCCCGCCCAGCAUGUCAGUUAGCCACAAGGCUAACAACACAUUUACCCUGGGCACUUGGGGGCGGCUUUUUAUGCCGCCCCCUGGAAAAUGCCACCCAAGGCAAAUGCCUUGUUUGCCUCGCGGCUAAAACUUCCAUGAUAAUAAUGACACACAAACAACACCAGCAAAUACACACAAACACAGCUACACUCAGAGGACACUGACACACACACACACUAACACACAGACGACACUGACACGCACACUCACUGAGAGGACACACUGAGGGAUCUAGUGUGGCUGCUGUAAUCUUCAUAGUUUUCUUUCUCUACUCCCUUGACAACUGUUUAGUGAUGCCGGGGUCAGAGUAAUAUCAUAAUCUGGCUCCCGGUAUAACCGCCAAAGGGAGCACAAGAGAGAAGUGCUGGAAGAGCAUGGAGAUUACUGCUCCCUCGCCACCCAGCUGCAGUCUGCCCCAGAUACUGUAUAUGGGCAGGUGCCUGCUCCGCCUAACCACACAGCUGGCCGCCUCAUGGGAGCCCUAAUGUUCCCAGCUCUUAGAGUACCCCUGCUGUUGGUGUACGUACACCCUGGGGUACCCAAGGUUGAGAAAGCAGGUGUUACAGGACAGUAUAAGCAAAUCAGCACAGGGCAAUAGUGGAACUAUGGGAUACAGUAUCUGGUGCGUUAAAAGUAUCACUUUUAAGACUGAGUUGGUGUAACUUUUAAUACUGAUUUCCAUUAUACUCCUGGAUAAUAGUGUGGUAUAGAGUGCAUCCAUCAUAGGUAAUACUAAAACAGAUUAGUUCUUCUAACUUUUUCUCUACUCCGGUGCGUAGCUUUAUUAUCCUGGAUAUGGAAUUCCAUCUUUAUUUCAUCAUAUAUCAUACACACCCAUUCCUUUGAAACAAUUAUGAAAAGAGCAACAACAACAUACCACCCAACUGUCCCUAUUUAGGAGGAGCAGUCCCUAUUUGAGCCCAAAUCCCUCUGUCCCUCUUUUAUAUCCUAAUGUCCCUCUUUUCUAGAAGAUCCAUAUUGUUGGUGUGUCUGAAUGUCUCCACAGCAAUAAUACUCACACUAAUGUGUCUUUAAACAACAAUAAAUGUGUUUAGAAAUCAGUCUGUGUCACUAAGAUACAUUAUUCUUGUUCUAAAUAACAUUUUUGUUACAUUAUUAGUAAGUCACCUAAAAUUUCACCUAAAAGUAUCCCUCUUUGUCCAUUUCAAAUGUUGGGAGGUAUGCAACAGAGUUAUCCUCUGAAGUUUGAGUUCACAGUGAAUUUCAAGUUUAAGGCCAGAGUAGCCGAGCUAGAGCAUUUCUCCAAGUCAGCUCUGCUUCCAUUUCAGCUACUUUGGCCUUAAAUAAAAAAAAAAAAAUACUUUGAAUUUACAACAAUUCUUACUCUAGUAAAUAUCCCUUCAAGUGUUUACUGCAAGUCUUAAUUGUUGCUGAAAAUGACGAUUCUUUAGCUAAUGAUGGCUUUGCAAAUCUAUAAAUAUGUGUUUGGGAGUUCUGCUGAUUCUAUCAAGAGGAAGAUGUCUUACUGUGCAAAUGCAAUAAAUUCUAAGGAUAAUGUAUUUUUUUUUUAAAUGUAUUGAUAUAUAAUAAUUUCUAUGAAUUAAUUGUAAUAUAUGUUUGAUCACUUUUAGUAUAUAUUUUAUGCUUUUGCAUUAAAUGAAAAUCGCGUUCGUUUGUCUCGACCUGUUGAUAUUGAGGUCAAUGUUGAGGAUAUUAAUGACAAUCCUCCAGUAUGCCCAGGUCUUGUGACUCAUUUUGAAGUUCAGGAAAAUGAAGGCCUUGGUAAGAUACAUCAAUUCAUUCUUUAUCACCUUAAUAAAUAAUUUUUAUCCACAGCAAACCAAAACUCAGAGAUAUUUCGUGAAGACAUAUUGAAAGUAUCUUGAUUAAGCAGUUUAUAUAUCAAUCUCUAAUCAACCCCUUUCCCUUCAAACUGUGUGUAUGGGAUCCCACUGUAUGUAUAAAGUGAUACCUUUAAUCCUUAAAGUGUUACUUAUCUUCUCAUUUGCCCUGUAUUGUCCUUAAUCUGCAGAAAAACUAAUUUCUCUACCAGGGCUUCACUCUGCCUUCUAGAUCACAGCAAGGAACUGAUAAUGUUUGUCACUGCCUCCACCCACACUCUACAGCAAUGCUUGUAGGCAGCACUAUAUUUAGCGCAAGGCAAACAAGGCAUUUGUCUUUGGCGGCACUUUCCAUGGGGCGGCAAAAAACGUCACCUCCCAUGUGCCCUGACUUAUGGGGGCCCAAAAGUUGGCUGACUGGUCACCCUUGAGCCCCCCAGGGUGCCCGGACAGUUUCUUAACAGUGAUGCCAGGCGCCGGAGUGACGUCACAUUCCGGCAUUACUAAGCGGCGUGCGAGGGAGCUAAACAGGAGGAUCAGAGCUCCCUCGCCGUCUAUUUUGCGCACCCGCUCUCUCCCCUCCCCCUUGCCUGCCCACCCUCAACCCUGCAUGCCUGCCCGCCCAGUGGCCGGCCCAGCAGCCCCACUGGACCCCAGGUAAAAAUCCACCUAGCUCUGCAAAAGAUAGGGAGGCUGGGUGGAUUUAAAUUAAAAUAAAAGUAAAUAAUUAUUUGUAAAUGUUGGGGAAAAAUGUGUGUGUCAGUCUGUCAGUGUGUCUGUGUGUAUGUUUGUUUGUCAGUAAAUGUGUUGUGUCUGAGUGAGUGAAUCUGUCAGUGAGUUUGUUUGUCUGUCAAUUAAUGUUUGUGUAUGUCUGUGUGUGUUUGUAUGUCAGUGUGUGUUUGUCUGUCAGUGUGUAUAUGUGUCUGUCUGUCAGUGAAUGUGUGUUUAUAUCUGUGAGUGUGUCUGUCAGUGAGUUUGUUUGUCGGUGUGUGUGUGUUUGUGUGAGGGGGCAUGUGUGUUUGUGUGAGUGAGUUUGUGUGUUUUUGUGAGUGAGUUUGUGUUUUCAUCUGUCAAUGUGUGUGUCUGUCAGUGAAUGUGUGUCUUUGUCUAUCAGUGUGUGCCUGUGAGUGUGUGUGUAUGUCUAUCAAUGUGUGUUUGUCAGUAAAUGUGUGUCAGAGAGAGAGAGAGAGAAGGCUAUGAAUACUACAAAUACACUAUAAGGAUUUAUUGCAGGCUGACAUUAAUUAAAGGUCCACUCUAGGCACCCAGACCACUUCAGCUUAAUGAAGUGGUCUGGGUACUGGUCCAGCUAGGUUUAACCCUUUUUGCUGUAAACAUACCUAUGGGUUAAUCCAGCCUCUAGUGGCUGUCUCAUUGACAGCCACUAGAGGCGCUUCCGCACUUCUCACUGUGAUAUUCACAGUGAGAAGAUGCCAGCAUCCAUAGGAAAGCAUUGAGAAUGCUUUCCUAUGAGACUGGCUGAAUGUGCGUGCAGCUCUUGCCGCGCAUGCGCAUUCAGCCGAUGACGGAAGAAGAGGGAGGAGAGUCCCAGUGCUGAGGGAGCCCGGCGCUGGAAAAAGUAAGGGAUUAACCCCUUCCUCCCCCUUCAGCACCACAGGAGUGGGACCCUGAGGGUGGUGGCACCUUCAGGGCACUAUAGUGCCAGGAAAAUGAGCAUGUUUUCCUGGCACUAUAGUGGUCCUUUAAUUAACGCCACAUAUACUACAGAGGUAUAUGGAAGCUGUACUUGCUAUAUAUUGCAGAAUGUGAUUCAACACUGUUAAUUACAUGGUCUUUGAAUCUUAGAGCAGCACCAGACUCUAGAAAUAUAUGGGAGUGACACUCCUAGGCAUUCAUUAAAUCUGUCCCUUUUCUAUUAUUCACACUGUGUUUCUCUCACCCCAGCACUUCUCCUGGAAAAAUGGCAGAUAAACAAAAUUUACAAUUGCAGCUAAUAUCCUGUAAUGAAACUCCCAUUAAGCUCAGGGAGUCUGGUACAUGUAUAUCCCAGUGCUAUGCAAAAAAAUAAGGCAAUUAUGUGUGUGUGCAAUAUUAUCUUACAGUAUGUGUCCUACACCCGGUUACUCACUAAAUCAUAAAUUGUCUGGAAUUCAUCAGAGAAUUGCAUUUUCAAGUAAAAAAUAGCAGCAGGAAACAGCUGAAUGACUUAGAUUUUUAUUUUCCAAUUUGACUGUAUAGCUUAAAAUAUAUAUAUGACUCUAAUGUGGUUCACACUAAAGUGUAAACUGUUUGGGAAUUCCAACUAAAUUUUACAUUUUAGCCAAAAAUAGCAAAGAUAAAAAUAUCCCCUAAGCCAGUUACGUUUUCAGUUAGGCAAUAUUGGCUUCAAAUGUAAAACUUACCUUUAUCCAGAAUAGUUUAACUUUAAAAAAACACUCCAUGCACCUCAACCACUAGAGAAACAUAGAAACAAUGUGACGGCAGAUAAGAACCGUUUGGCCCAUCUAGUCUGCACAAUUUUCUAAGUACUUUCAUUAGUCCCUAGCCUUAUCUUAAAGGGACACUAUAGUCACCUGAACAACUUUAGCUUAAUGAAGCAGUUUUGGUGUAUAGAACAUGCCCCUGCAGCCUCACUGCUCAAUCCUCUGCCAUUUAGGAGUUAAAUCCCUUUGUUUGUGAACCCUAGUCACACCUCCCUGCAUGUGACUUGCACAGCCUUCCAUAAACACUUCCUGUAAAGAGAGCCCUAUUUAGGCUUUCUUUAUUGCAAGUUCUGUUUAAUUAAGAUUUUCUUAUCCCCUGCCAUGUUAAUAGCUUGCUAGACCCCGCAAGAGCCUCCUGUAUGUGAUUUAAAGUUCAAUUUAGAGAUUGAGAUACAAUUAUUUAAGGUCAAUUACAUCUGUUUGACAGUGAAACCAGUUUUUUUUCAUGCAGGCUCUGUCAAUCAUAGCCAGGGGAGGUGUGGCUAGGGCUGCAUAAACAGAAACAAAGUGAUUUAACUCCUAAAUGACAGUAAAUUGAGCAGUGAAAUUGCAGGGGAAUGAUCUAUACACUAAAAUGGCUUUAUUUAGCUAAAGUAAUUUAGGUGACUUUAGUGUUCCUUUAAGUCUAGGAUAGCCUUAUGCCUAUCCUACGCAUGCUUAAACUUCCUCACUUUGUUAACCUCUACCACUUCAGCUAUAAGGCUAUUCCAUGCAUCCACUACCCUCUCAGUAAAGUACGGCAUGUUAGUAACAGUUUAACUUCUUACCUGGGUUCCACUGGGCUGAGCAGGGCUCGAGUCCUGCAGAAACGCGUGGGAAUGGUGUUCCUGCACUUCUUCCACAGCAGAAAUGUCGUUCCCAUUAGUAGUCCUUCAGGCAGGGCCGGCGCAUCCAAUAGGCGACACAAGCGGCCGCCUUAGGGCGCACCGGCCCAGAGGGCGCUAGAUCAGAGUGACCGGCAUGAGGUGGGAGGUGGAAUAUUCCAGCAGUUUGAAUAGCUGUCAACAAUCACUGACAUAUAUUUUCUUUGUAAUAAUAAAACAACUGAGGGAACCUUUUUCAUUUAUCUUUUCUAUAUAUGUAUCUAAAAUUGUGGUCCACGCACUCAAGGAUCAGUUGAACAGCAUGUUUACUUGGAAAAGUGCACUUUUCCAAAUAAACCUGCUGUUCAACUGAUCCUUGAGUGCCUGGACCACAAUUUUGUUCAACUAUCACGGUAGGGGUUGCCAACCCCAGGUCUGGUUGCACCAGGAUUUUGAUAAGAGUGCGGAAUUCCAUCUUUGUUUCUAUGUAUGUAUCCAAACAUUUUAAUUUUUUUUGUAUCUGUUUAGGGAGUUCAAUUGGAACGUUGACCGCCACAGAUAUAGAUGAAGAAUCUUCUCGGAAUUCUCUGUUACGCUACCGCCUCCUGUCCCAAUAUCCUAAAAUACCUGAAGAUGGAAUGUUUCGCUUAGAUCUAUACACUGGAGUUUUUCAAUUAAUUAAAAAUGGACUGAAUAUUAAUGAAGUUGAUCUAUAUGUACUGCGUGUGAAUGUGUCUGAUGAAGGUGUAAAUCCUAGUGGUCAGUAUUAAUUAUUACAUUUUAGAAGGCACAAAUUGUAUAUUUAUAAUAAUGUACCUUUAGGUUGAAUCUUUAUAAACUGAUAUAAUGGACCUUUGUUGAUUAUUCUUAUUUAUAAAUGUGUUUAAAUGGACAGAAAGUAUGGAGCUGAAUCCCUAUUUAUUAGUGUAUUUUUGGAAACGCAUUAAAUAAAAUAAAAAUAUAUAUAUAUAUAUAUAGAUUCAAAACUUUACUCUCUUUUUAUUUUUGAAUAUAUAUAAAGAGAGAGAGUAACAUUUUGAAUGGACAUCAUUUGCCGUAAAUUCCAAGCAUUAACAGCUUUUGCAGUGAUAUUGUUUGAGAUUUGGAACUGGAUGCUAACUCUCAGCCAGUCAUAAUAAUCCUUGAGAAAGGAGUCACCAAAUGUUUUUUUGGAAAAAGCCCACAGGGUUUUUUGGAACUUAGCAAUCCCCCUAACAAAAAUAUUUUUUGAUUGAACACAACUGUAAUUUGGACCCAAAUUCAAAAUGUUUUCUAAAAUAAGAACAAGUGCUGGAUUGUGAUUGAGGCCAGACUCUGGAAAAAAAUAUGCGCAGAUAGACAGGCACAAAUGGAUACAGAACCCCAUAUAUCUUUAUCAAACACAGUACUUUGAAAAAUUCUCUGACAGCCACUAAAGGCGAUAUAUAGAGAUUAGAGGUGCUUCAUAGAGACCAUCUGAUUGGCAUGGCGUUUUGCUAUGAGAAUACAUUGGAUUGGCUGAGAUCAUUGAUCUCGAUGAUCUCAACCAAGAAGUUGGAGCAUCCCUGCAGAGAAAAGUGUGAUAAGUAACUGAAAUGUAACUAAAACUCACCCCUCAAGCCCUUACAUGGCAGGGGGAAGUUAAUACAGUUAACAUGUUUGUAUACCUAAUGCCAUAGGGUUCCUUCAAAGCGUUUUAACAUGUUCAUGUGCUGUAAAUUAGUUAAUGGAAGCAGUAUUCAGUAAACCAUUUAAACAUUCUUUUUCUGUAGUAUUAAAGUUAUUUUUCUUCUUAUUACAGCUCUCAGUACACUUUGUGAAGUUCAUAUAAAAGUAAUUGAUAUCAACGACCAAAUUCCCAUAUUUGAAAAAUCAGAUGUAAGUACAUAUAUGAUUAUAGUAUAUUUUACUUUUUUGUCAUGAAAAAUUUAAUCUAAUUCAUAAGUGUUGCUAUUCUACGGUCAACUGCAAUAUUCAAAAAGACUUGCAUACUUUAUUAGGAAACAAAUGCAUGCUUAAAGGAACUCUCCAAGCUCUAACCACUUCAGCUCACUGUCGUGGUUAUGGUGUUAUAAAUGUCCUGGUGCCUCAAUCUCAGUGAAAGUAGUCAAACUGUUUGCUAAUCGUUUGGCAACUUACCUGGGAUCUCUGAGACCGCUGGUUACCAGUCACUUCCUCCACUGAGAGCCGGAAGCUCCUGCACAAAGCCUCUAUCAGAUCCCCUGUUGUGUAUGGCCAAUGAUCACCUUCAGUGGGCCUAGCUCAAUGGAAAGAGCUUCCAGCUCAUAUGGGAGAGGUAAGUUUUCAAACCAUUAGAAAACAAUUCCAGGCAUCUGAAAUCUCACCAUAACCAAUACAGCAUGCUUUGGAAUCUUGGGAUGACAUAAUGAGGACAAUUUGCUUCCAAAAUGCCUUUACCAGGUUCAGCAGGAUCUUCCUGCACCAUAUUGCCAGAUCUCUGCUAACUAUUUUUCCAAUGCUGAGUUAAAGGAACACUAUAGUGUUAGCAAUAUAAAUCUGUAUUCCUAACACUACGGUGUCCCUCUGCCUCCACCCAACUUCUCCUCAGCAAUGAAAGGGUUAAAAACCUUUUUAACACUUACCUGUCCCUUGGAGCUGGAUCGAUCUGCAUCUCCUCCAAUGUCAGCGUUUUUGGAAGGUCCUAAUGUUAGGCAUGCUUUCCUAUGGGGAAUUACAAGACGCUGGAUGUCCUCAUGCUAAGUGUGAGGAUGUCCAGCAUUAUUUCACAGAGAAACAGCAGAAACUGCAGAAAGAGCCUCUAGUGGCAGUCUGGGGGACAGCCAUAGAGACAGUCUUUACCCUGUAAUGUAAACAUUGGAGUCAAAACCAGAUUUUCCCUCUCUGCUGCUUCAAAGCCAAUUUCCUCAAUGCACCCUAUCCCCCAACCCAUGUGUGUACAUAACACAGGCUCUGGGCAUCACACACAGGUACAAGCACUCACUGACAUGUACACACUGAGACAAGCACUUACUGACAUACACACACACAGGCACAAGCAAUUACUGACAUACACACUGCCACAAACACUCAUUGACAGAAGCACUCACUGACAAAAGCACUCACUGACACAAGCACACACUGAUACAAGAACUCACUGACAUACACACACACACACACACACACACACACAGGCACAAGCACUCACUGACACACAAAUUGCCACAAGCACAAAGACACAAACACACAUUGAUACAAGCACACAUUGCAUGCCCUCAUGUAAACCUGUCCUUACCACAAGAAGUAGACAGGAUAUGAGGAGGUAGGCUGUUUAAGCUUUCUCCUCAGCCGUGUGGCAGCCAUGUGUUCAUGAAGUGGUCAAAGAGAGCCAGGAGUAAUGAAGAACAUGACCGCUGAGUAGAGGGCUGGGGCUCCGGAAGACCAUUCAAUUGUAUCAUCACAUUUAAUUGUAUCAUCAUAAGCUACCUCAAAUCAACCCCCAAUUGCACAGUAGGCAAGCUAUGCCUGCGUUCCUGUAGCCCACAAGGCUUAGCUUGACUGGUGAGCUCCCCCACACACAAUUCAGGCAGUAAAACCCAUAAUUCUGUACUUCCUCUGUGGCACAUAUAUAGGAAGAAUCUUGGCGCCGCCCCUGUCCUGACUGUGGCCUCGAUGUCAUGGCCUCAUUGGGCUUAUGGCAAAUCCAGGCCUGAUUGCAGUUUAUCUAACACUGCAAUAUUUUCACUUGCAUGGUUAAAGACCACUGCACCAAGACCACUUCAAUGAGACAAUGAGAUAAAGUGGUCUGGGUGCAUAUAGUGUAUGUUUAACAUCAGUUCCCUUAUUUGUGUGGAGGGCCAAUGUGUAUGAAUGUAAUAGUAAUACUGUGUUAAAACAAGUGCGUAUUUUUGAGGGUGUACAUGUAAUCCUUUCUUGUUGUCAUAACCAUCCACCUGUCCUGCAUUUAUCAUCGUCUUGCGUCUCUGUCCUAUAUUUCAGUCCUUAUUUCUAUUGUACCUGUGUCACUGUCUGACACCUCUCUCCCAUUUAGUCUUUAUCCUUCAUCUCUCCCUGCUAAUGUGUAUCCCCUACUCCCUUAAUUUAACUGAAAUUUGCAUGGUACUAAAGCACCUUCUGCGUUUUAUGAACAAUACUAAAAAGCUCAAUAAAAAAAUGAGUAAUUCUCCAUACAAGGCACUCAGGAAUUGUUCAUGUGAAUUCAGUAGGCUAUGGUUUAUUCAAUAAAUAGUAAACUGUAGCGAUUGGCAUGUCUAACUAUUUAAACUAUUAUUAUAAUAUAAUAUAAUAAUUACUGAAAGAUCAGCAAUUUUAAAGAUGUGUCAAUAACAUAAAAUAAGCACAUUCUUUAUUAUAUUUUGCAUUCAGGGCAAGCCAAUGACACACGAUAAAGGAUAAAAGGGUAGACUAUGCAGGAUAGGGAAUGUUGGUACUGAAAUUAAGACUCUUUUAUCAGGAGUACGAGUGUUUGAAAGCGCCCAGUGAUUUGUUUUGUUGUGUGACUAAGAGCGGGCUCUUUUAAAAAAAAUAAUAAUAAUUUUUGCAUUUCUUUUUAUGUUUCCUUCUGAUUGUAUUCAUUGUGACUUUAUUUCUACCUUUUUCCUCAGUACGGCAACCUGACUCUUUCUGAAGAUACACCGAUGCAAGCUAGAGUACUUCAAAUACAGGCCUAUGAUGGUGACCAGCCAUUCACCGGGAGUUCUGAAAUCAUUUACGCUAUAGUUGAAGGGGACCCACUGAAAACAUUUGCAAUUGACACUGAUAAAACAACAAAUAAAGGAUGGCUUAAAAUAGUACAUGUAAGGAGCAUUGUUUUUUUAUAUUGUAGGUGAUUGCAGUGUGUAUUAUUUAGGUCUCAGACAGACACAUUUUGGAGGGUGGUAUCUUUACAUGUUGGAUUUUGAGAUAACCAUGGUUGCAUUUACCUUAUUAGAAUAUUAAUGUAGAAUAUUUUGCAUCUCUCUCUCUGCACAUACAAGUAAUUGCCUGCAAAUGGCUGUAGAAACGUCUGUAUGUACAAUAAUAAUAAUUAUUAUUUAGUAGAUAUACAUGCAUUUUUUUUCUUUGGGUAAUUUGAAAUAGCUGCAGAUCUAAUAUCUGCAGCUACUGCAAGCCCUCCCCUUCUUCUCUGCACAAAAGAGAACGUCUGUUCUGGGGAAGGAGGCGAGGAUUUGCAGUUGCAGUUCCACUGUCCAAUGAUCCAAUAACCAAUGACCAAUCAGAGGCUUCUCAUUAAGAAGACUUGUGUACCAGCCGCAAAUCUAACCAGAUAUGACUUUUUUACUGUUUGUUUAACAUAUUGCAGAGUUAGUAAUAUGUUACAUAAAAAAAUCUAUUCAAAUAAAAUACAGUUUUAGAAGGGGGCACAUUGAGGGGGGCAGGCAGUGUACAGUGGCAUGGUCUCUCUCACCCACUGCAUAGUGACAGCGUAGGACACAGGAUGAUGGAAGAGGCAAAGGCCCCUGAACAAUGUCCUAAUAUACUGUGUGAAUAAGCUCCCGUACUCUGGCUGAAUACCUCCUCCAGGUCAUCUGCCUUGCUACUACCAGGGGACUCUGAAGCACUUCAGACCCAGUCACCAAAGCUUGAUUGGGGUCUCUGAGGACCUCUUCCACUUGACCAGACUUCUGUAAAUAUAGCUUUGGAGACCUUCUCUCCUGUAGAGCAGAGAUGAUAGCUUUACUAUAGCUUUUCCCUAUGGAUUAGAUGUAGGGGAUAGAAUGACAUUUAUUGUGCAGAAUACAGCUAUUUAUACAGUGUUAACUCUCCCUGCACUGGGUACUCCAUACAAAAUAAUGCAGAAUUACAAUUGCCCCUCCCCAAGAUCAUUCUUUCUGGGCACUUAAUUAUGUUAUCCUCAGUUCAAACAAUUGGCUCCCUGCUUUGCCCUCACAGUCCUAGAGGCAUAGCAUACAAAAUGUCCACCCAAACCCCCUUUCCUGGACUGUACCCCCACAUGUAACCGAGUGGGGGUUAAAAGCUCAUCACCAAACACCCAAGCUGUCCAAAUAGCACCCUGAUUUGCAAAUCUGUGCCAGAGUUACAGAAUGUUAAAGUUUUACUGGGUCACAGCUAUUCUCCGAUUCGAUGAGGAGCCCCAGGUGUGUGGCGGCUUAGUCUCGGUCUCCAAAAGGGGUUCCUAGACCGGUGGGGAGGAUAAGCGGUCUCAAGCCCCAGGUAUCCUCUGAUGCCUCCUUGCCUCCCUGACCUCUAAUAGAUACCCACUUAAAUAUUGAUCAGACCUCGGCACAGUUCAGAGGAACAGUUCUAGAGUGUUCCAGGGUAUCUCCCAGUCAGGCACUUGAUAUGUAAAACGAGUCAGCUGAUCCCCUGAGGUCCUCAAGUCCAGCUGGGAAGAAAAGUAAGUAUCUGGGGCACUUAUAUUCGUCCCCUUUCAGGGGACCAUAAUAUGUGAGCAGGAGGCUUGCCUUCAAGCUUCUCCAAAAUUCCAUGGCACGGGCGCUUCCAUUGCAUACUGAUGCAAAUAUAUGUGUUUAUAAUCGUAUAUUUAAUGUGCCUCAUAUGUGCACAGCAUUCUUAUCUUUGCUUGCUGUCAUUAGAAUAUUACCAAUCAAGGCUUCUGUUUUACAGCCCCUCGAUUAUGAGUCCAAAGCAGAGUAUAAUCUUGUGAUCCACGCCAUCAACCCAGAGCCAUUGGUUUCAGGAGUCUCCUACAAUGACAGCUCCAUUACGCGCCUAAAUAUCAUUGUAACAAAUAUCGAUGAACGUCCUUAUUUUGAAGAAACUGUAUACCAAACACAGAUAAAAGAGGAUGUCCCUAUUGGAACACUGUUAACUAAGAUAGUGGCCAUUGAUCCUGAAGGUGAUGACGUAAUGUAAGUCAAGCAUAAGUAAUAGUUUGCAUAGUUUAAAAUAGCAGUUUUAACUUCUUGAUAUACAGUGAGGGAAAAAAGUAUGUGAUCCCCUGCUGAUUUUGAAUGUUUGUCCACUGAUAAAGAAAUGAUCAGUCUAUAAUUUUAAUGGUAGGUGUAUUUUAACAGUGAGAGACAGAAUAACAACCAAAAAAAUCCAGAACAACGCAUGUCAAAAAAAAUUAUAAAUUAAUUUGCUUGUCAAUGAGUGAAAUAAGUAUUUGAUCCCCUAUCAAUCAGCAACAUUAUUGGCUCCCAGGUGUCUUUUAUACAGGAAACAACCUGGGAUUAGGAGCUCUCUCUUAGGAUGUGCUCCUAUUCUCAGCUCGUUAAAAGACACCUGUCCACAGAAGCAAUCAAUCAGAUUCCAAACUCUCCACCAUGGCCAGCACCGAAGAACUAUCCAAGGAUGUCAGGGACAAGAUUGUAGACCUACAGAAGCCUGGAGUGGGCUACAAGACCAUUGCCAAGCAGAUUGGUGAGAAGGUGACAACAGUUUGUGCGAUUAUUCGCAAAUGGAAGAAACACAAAAUAACUGUCAGUCUCCCUCAGUCUGGUGCUCCAUACAAGAUCUCACCUCGUGGAGUUUCAGUGAUCAUGAGAACGGUGAGGAAUCAGCCCAGAACUACAUGGGAGAAUCUUGUUAAUGAUCUCAAGGCAGCUGGGACCAUAGUCACCAAGAAAACAAUUGGUAAAACACUAUGCAGUGAAGGACUGAAAUCCUCCAGCGCCGCAAGGUCCCCUUGCUCAAAAAAGCACAUAUACAGGCCCAUCUGUAGAUUGCCAAUGAACAUCUGAAUGAUUCAGAGGAGAAAUGGGUGAAAGUGUUGUGGUCAGAUGAGACCAAAAUCAAGCUCUUUGGCAUCAACUCGCCGUGUUUGGAGGAGGAGGAAUGCUGCCUAUGAUUCCAAGAACACCAUCCCCACAGUCAAACAUGGAGGUGGAAACAUUAUGUUUUGGGGGUGUUUUUCUGCUAAGGGGACAGGACAACUGCACCACAUCAAAGGAACGAUGGACGGGGCCUUGUACUGUCAAAUCUUGGGUAAGAAUCGCCUUCCCUCAGCCAGGGCAUUGAAAAUGGGUCGUGGAUGGGUAUUCCAGCAUGACAAUGACCUAAAACAAACAGCCAAAGCAACAGAGGAGUGGCUCAAGAAGAAGCACAUUAACCCCUUAAGGACACGUGACAUGUGUGACAUGUCAUGAUUCCCUUUUAUUCCAGAAGUUUGGUCCUUAAGGGGUUAAGGUCCUGGAGUGGUUGUUAUUCUGUCUCUCACUCUUAAAAUACACCUACCAUUAAAAUUAUAGACUGACCAUUUCUCUGUCAGUGGGCAAACGUUCAAAAUCAGAUACUGCAGAGGAUCAAAUACCUUUUUCCCUCACUGUACAGAUAAUGCUUGUAGUUAUAGAGCAUAGAAAUUUAAAAAAUAUAUAUAUCUUUUUUUAAAAUUAUUAUUAUUUUUAUUUUUUUGGAGGAGCAGCCAUUUUCUUUACAACAUGAGCUUACUUAGUAGUGGCGAUACAGAAUAUUUAACUGUAAUAGUAUAUAUAUAGUUUUGCUCCAACGUUUGCAUAACCUGGCAAAAAUUGUGAUAUUUUCGCAUUGAUUAUGAAAAUAUGACUGUUCAUGCAAAAAAAAAAGUUUUAUUGAAUGAUAGUGAUCAUAUGAAGUCAUUUAUUAUCACAUAGUUGUAUGGCUCCUUUUUAAAUCAUAAUGAUAGCAGAAAUCACCCAAAUGACCCUGAUCAAAAGUUUACAUACCCGUGAAUGUUUGGCCUUGUUACAGACACACAAGGUAACACACACAGGUUAAAAUGGCAAUUAAUUUCCCACACCUGUGGCUUUUUAAAUUGCAGUUAGUGUCUGUGUAUAAAUAGUCAAUGAGUUUGUUAUCUCUUACCUGGAUGCAAUGAGCAGGCUAGAUACUGGGGAGCAGAAUGGAACUUUAUAAAGAUGGAAAAUAUAUAGAAAGAUACCCAAAGUCGUGACAAUGCCAGUCAGUACUGUUCAAUCACUUAUUAAGAAGUGGAAAAUUUGUGGAUCUCUUGCCAAGCCAAGGUCAGGUAGACCAAGAAAGACUUCAGCCACAACUGCCAGAAGCAUUGUAUAGGAUAUAAAGAAGAACCAACAUGUAACCUCAGGGGAAGUACAGGCUGUUCUGGACAGGCGGUGUGGUUGAUUCAAGGCUACUUCAACAAAAAUGAGCUAGCUCGUCGAGUUGCCAGAAAGAAGCCUUUACUGUACCAAUGCCACAAAAAAGCCCAGUUACAAUAUGCCCAACAACACCUUGACAUGAAGAAAAGGAGGUGUACCAGCGCUAAUAUUUCAAAAUAUUCUGACAAUGCACAAGGAAUAUAUAUAAAAUAGCUGCUAUAACAUCAAGAUAUCUUUAAAAAUAGAACUUGUAAAAAUGGAAAAUAGAUGUAGCGCUAUAUUUAGUAAUAAAAAUGGAGAUAAAAAGGCAAUACCUUACAAAGUCUUUACAAAUUAAAUAAAUCUUCCCAGUUUGAGUUUCUAAAAAACACAAAGAAAAAACGGAACGGACAUAGUGUAUACCGUAUAAUACAAUAUAAUAAUAAAAAAAGGGGGGUAAAAUCCCACUCACACUUUUUAGAGCUAUAAAAUAAUAGCUCAAUUUCAGCGUUCUUGGGGUUCAGUAAAGGCGACCCUCACCCUUCUUGAGUUCCAGUGCUUCUGAUGUUCUAUUAAAAUGAAACAGGACAAAUAUGGUGCAGUACCGUUGGUCUUUAAAGAAAGAUAAUAAACCAAGAUGGGGUACUUACAAACUUAGAGCCAUCCAAAUCGGCUCUGAUCUGUGCAUUUAUGUGGUUAAGGUCCACACACCUUCUUUAGAAAAAAUGUAGCAGGGAUAAUGCCAAUAAUGUGUAAAAGUACAAUAUUUAUUAUAAUAAUAACAUUAUAAAAUAUAUAUAAGUAUUAAAAAUAUAUAUAAAAUGAAAUUGGCAUAUAAAAAUCCAAAGUCUCACAGUCUUUAUUCCAGGACGCGUUUCGCCAUCACUAUUAUCCAGCUGAGGAAGCCGAUAUAGGCGAAACGCGUCCUGGAAUAAAGACUGUGAGACUUUGGAUUUUUAUAUGCCAAUUUCAUUUUAUAUAUAUUUUUAAUACUUAUAUAUAUUUUAUAAUGUUAUUAUUAUAAUAAAUAUUGUACUUUUACACAUUAUUGGCAUUAUCCCUGCUACAUUUUUUCUAAAGAAGGUGUGUGGACCUUAACCACAUAAAUGCACAGAUCAGAGCCGAUUUGGAUGGCUCUAAGUUUGUAAGUACCCCAUCUUGGUUUAUUAUCUUUCUUUAAAGACCAACGGUACUGCACCAUAUUUGUCCUGUUUCAUUUUAAUAGAACAUCAGAAGCACUGGAACUCAAGAAGGGUGAGGGUCGCCUUUACUGAACCCCAAGAACGCUGAAAUUGAGCUAUUAUUUUAUAGCUCUAAAAAGUGUGAGUGGGAUUUUACCCCCCUUUUUUUAUUAUUAUAUUGUAUUAUACGGUAUACACUAUGUCCGUUCCGUUUUUUCUUUGUGUUUUUUAGAAACUCAAACUGGGAAGAUUUAUUUAAUUUGUAAAGACUUUGUAAGGUAUUGCCUUUUUAUCUCCAUUUUUAUUACUAAAUAUAGCGCUACAUCUAUUUUCCAUUUUUACAACACCUUGACAUGCCUAUCAAUUUCUGGCACACCGUAAUUUGGAGUGAUGAAACCAAAAUAGAACUUUAUGGUUGUGACCAUAAGCACUAUGUUUGAAGAUGUACCAACAAGGCCUAUUGUGAAAAAAUACUAUCCCCACGUGAAGCAUGGUGGUGGCUCACUGAUGUUUUGGGGGGAGGUAAGCUCUAAAGGCAGGGGGUAUCUUGAUGGCAAAAUGAAUGCAGCAUGUUCACUUUCAGUAGUGGGGAAAGUAAUGGAAACCAUGUUAAAGGAUAGGAUUGUUGAACAUCUAAAAACACAUGGAUUUCAAAAUCAGAGACAACAUGGGUUUACUUCAGGGAGAUCAUGCUAAACUAAGCUUAUUGAAUUUUUUGAUUGGGUAACCAAAAUAUUAGAUCAGGGUGGUGCAGUAGACAUUGCUUACCUAGAUUUCAGUAAGGCUUUUGACACUGUUGCACAUAGAAGGCUUAUCAAUAAACUGCAAUCUUUAAGUUUGGAUUCCAAUAUUGUUGAAUGGGUAAGGCAGUGGCUGAGUGACAGGCAACAGAGGGUUGUAGUCAAUGGAAUAUAUUCAAAGCUUGGGCUUGUCACCAGUGGGGUACCUCAGGGAUCUGUACUUGGACCCAUUCUCUUUAAUAUUUUUAUUAGUGAUAUUGCAGAAGGUCUUGAUGGGUUGAUGUUCCAGGAGGGAUAAGCCAAAUGUCAAUUUAGGUAAACUAUAAAAAUGGUCAGAGUUGUGGCAACUGACAUUUAAUGUGGAUAAGUGCAAGAUAAUGCAUCUUGGACGUAAAAACCCAAGGGCAGAGUACAGAAUAUUUGAUAGAGUCCUAACCUCAACAUAUGAGGAAAGGGAUUUAGGGGUGAUUAUUUCUGAUGACUUAAAGGUAGGCAGACAAUAGAGCAGCAGGAAAUGCUAGCAGAAUGCUUGGUUGUAUAGGGAGAGGUAUUAGCAGUAGAAAGAGGGAAGUGCUCAUGCCAUUGUACAGAACAUUGGUGAGCCCUCACUUGGAGUAUUGUACGCAGUACUGGAGACCAUAUCUUCAGAAGGAUAUUGAUACUUUAGAGAGAGUUCAGAGAAGGGCUACUAAACUGGUUCAUGGAUUGCAGGAUAAAACUUACCAGAAAAGGUUAAAGGAACUUAACAUGUAUAGCUUGGAGGAAAGACGAGACAGGGUGGGAUAUGAUAGAAACAGAAACAGGGGGUAGUGGAUGCAUGGAAUAGCCUUCCAGCUGAAGUGGUAGAGGUUAACACAGUAAAGGAGUUUAAGCAUAUGUGGGAUAGGCAUAAGGCUAUCCUAACUAUAAGAUAAGGCUAGGGACUAAUGAAAAUAUUUAGAAAAUUGGUCAGACUAGAUGGGCCGAAUGGUUCUUAUCUGCCGUCACAUUCUAUGUUUCUAUGUUAUCAGUAAAUAAUGGCAGACAUUCUUUUGCACAAAGGCUGCGCAUGGGACGCUCUUGGACUUUCCAGCAUGAUAAUGACACUAAGCACAAGGUUGACCCUCCAGUGGUUACAGCAAAAUAAGGUGAAGGUUUUGGAGUGGCCAUCACAGUCUCCUGACCUUAAUAUCAUCAAGCCACUCUGGUAGAUCUCAAAUGCGCGGUAAAUGCAAGACGACCAAAGACUUUGCAUGAUGUGGAGGCAUUUUGCCAAGAUGAAUGGGCAGCUAUAACACCUGCAAGAAUUAGGGUCCUUAUAGACAACUAUUACAAAAGACUGCAUAUUGUCAUUGAUGCUAAAGGGGAAAAUACAGGGUAUGCAGACUUUUGAACAGGCGUCAUUUAAUUUUUUUUCUUUGUUGCCAUGUUUUGUUUUGUGUGUGCCUUUCUGUUAUAACCUAUAGCUGAAUAUGAAUCCCAUAUGAAAUAAAAAAAAUGUGCUUUGCCUGCUCACUCAUGUUUUCUUUAAAAAUAGUGCAUAUAUUACCAAUUCUCCAAGGGUAUGCAAACUUUUGAGCACAACUGUAUAUAUUUUAUAUAUCGGAGAGAGAGAGCGCUAAGCCAUGACACAGCUGAGAUUGCUAUGCAAAAUUUGAUUCACUAAACUCUGUAAAAUGAUACAAAAUGUGUAUGUCUGCUAUCAGUUCACAGAGCUCCAUGGCGUCAUGGAGCUCCACUGGCUAAUACAUUUUAUACCUUUUAAAUCAAUCUGUGUCAUCAUGAAAAUCUGGCCCUAAAAGGGAAACUGUAACUGCUUCAUCUCAUUGUUGUGGUUAUGUUGUCUGGAGUGCCCUAGUGCUGUCUUCCAACCAUUCUUAACCUUCCAAUUCUAAACAAGAGUCUCCUGUAACCCAUCCCCUCUCUGCUGCUACGGCUAAUGAGGAAACAUUAGCCUGAGUAACAAUGGACAGCUGUGAUUGGCUGGGAGUGUCAGCUGACCUCCUCCAGCCUAUCACAGCCCCCAUUUGUAGGAUGAAUUGGAAUUGCUAGAAGGAAGUGUGUAAUUUCUACCUGAGCCAAACCUACAGUAGGGGCCGGGUGUGGGUGGCCAGAGAACCUUAUUCAGUGUUAAACUUCUGGAAAUUUGUUUAACAUUGAGAUGACAUUGUAUUUGCUAUCGGUAUCUUUACAGAUUAGGACAUUCCAUGUUUCAGUAGGAUAUAGGUGACUAAAUUGUUAUGACACCUCUUUACAUCACACUAAAUACAAAAAGAAGCCUGUAACACAGUUUGGUAGUUUGUUAUUUUUGUUAAUUUCCCUGGUAAUAUUUUAACCCCAAUAAUAUUAUAGAGUGAAAACAUUAUUUUCAUGUAUUACGCAGUAUAAAACCUUGUCCAUAAAGCCUCACUCACCCUCAUUUACGUUCUAGUUAUGAUUACCAGCCUGUACAGGAACACAUGUCUCUGUCAGAAGCCUCUAGUCACUGAUAUAAAUGAAUGAAUGUAAAGUUGUAGAAAAUGUCUCUCAGACCAACUGUCUGUGAGAAAAAUAGCAGUUUUGCUUUUAUGCUAACAUUUAAAGUAUGUAAAAUGUAUUGAUAUUUAUUAUAAAUAAUCUAUGGAGCAUACCUAUUAGGUCCCCCCUCCUCACAAUAACCUGAAAAAGGUUUUUUACGUGCCUUUACCCAGCACCAGACGAAGCACCAGAAGCUAAUCUUCCACACCCUGUCUUGGCUUCAGCCGGCACUCCUGUGCCAACAAGGGAAAGUGGGGACGAGUUCUUACACUUUUUGAACCACAGGUGGGAGUGCCUGCAGGGAAAGAAAAGCCACCUUCCCCUUGUAGGAGAUCUACCUGCAAGGGAAGCAUUCUUAUAUUUAUCGGCAGUGUGCAGUGCGCACUGAUGGCAGAUGUAAAAUAUGUGCAGACUUGACAUUAGGCAGCCCAAAACAGAGUUCCUCUCUUUCUCCUCCCCUGCCCCUUUGUGUAUCCGUUUGUCCCCUCCAGCCCUCUGUGUCUCUUUGUACCUCCAUGUAACAUGGCUGAGCGGACCGCACGUAGAAGAUCUUCUGUUUCCUCUACCCAGUCUGACAGGAAGAUGUUCGAUGCUCUCAGCGAGCAGCUUCCUAUCAGGUAGGGUAGAGAAUACAGAAGAUGCUUUAUCACGUAUCCAUACUACAUUCAGUGACGGUCAGGAGGGGAAGCGCUGUGCGGUGUGCUCCCCUCCUGCCAAUCACCUGGAGACUGCACCCCCACCCGGCCGGUGCUGGGUGGGACCCUAAGCAAUAAUUGUAAGAAUUUUUUUAUUUUGUUUUAAAACAUUGUUUUAAUUUACAAAAGCCUCCACCAAGCAAAGAUAGUAAGCCAUACUAGUGAUCAGUCCCAUUUCUAAACUAUGAACAUGUAUAUCAGAUAAAUGAAUACUGAAAUAAAAUAUAGUGCCUGCAAGUGGCAGAAAUAUUUGCUAGUUAUUAUUUUAUAAUCAUUAGACCCAGUUUUCUUUAAUAAAAUAUCAAUCUAUAAUGUUUUUCACUUGAAAAGAUAUUUUAAAAAUCCAUUGAAUUUCACAAAUGUUUUUCAGUUACGGAAUGACUAAAAAUAUAUAGUUGUAAAACAGUGGUUUAGUUUUUCGAAUAGCUAUAAGUCACAUCCAUUAAAUUUGACAAAUGUUUUUCAGUUACGAAUUGAACGGAGACAGAAGGAGUUGGUUAUGGAUAAACGAAACUUCGGGAGAAAUCUAUAGCAAUGCAAUACUGGACCGGGAAACAGAACCUCAUUACUAUGUGGAAGUAACAGCUAAGGAGAGACGUAAGGGAUAUAUUUUACAAAUUAUUAAAGGAGACAUAAAGACCAUACACCUAUGUAUAAAUAGAUAGCCUUAAUGAGGAGAGAAAACCUAUUUACCUCUGCCCUAGAUAUAUUAAAGAUAUAUCAUAAAUUAAAUGGAAAAUCAACGUUAUGCUUUUUUUUUCCAUUACACUUUGCCGGGACAGUAUUACACAACAACAAAACUUUCCAUGCCAGCUAUCUGAUAUCAGUUGCCAUUAUUAGAGUUUAAUUAACUCAUUCCACUUUAUGUUGGAAACUACAGUGGAAAAAUGACUGCUGCAAUUUUUUAAAAUGCUGUUACAGUUGAUGAUUGCUUUUACAAACAAAAUAAAGCAUCCACUUUGGAAAACUAAACAGUCUACUCGGAUUUUCAAAAUGCUUGUUGCUUAUUGAGUCAAUCCCAAACCCAGUUUUAUUUUAGAGAACGUAAUACACAGAGGUUCUGAAAUGUGUUUUGGGCCAUGGAAUAUGUUAUAUAUGUUGAUGGAGUCACAGUAAAUAUAAAAAAAAGUUGUCAUGGUACACUUCAAGAUUUGUUAAGCACCACACCAAGAAACUCUACUUACCACGCUUACUAAUAAAAUCAUAAUUUCUUUCUAAAUCUAGUGUGUAAUGUGUAGCUACAAGUGAGAAAAAAAGACAAAACUACUUUAUGUGCAUUUAAAACCAGGUACAUUUAUAAAAAGAAUAUUUAUCCGUUUAGAUUUUUUUCUCUCUAUUUCUACCUAACCCUUUACAAAGCAAAGCAGCUACCUCAAGUCAUUCCACUCCAUUAGGUGUCCUAUAGUUGUAUAUCUGAACCUGUAUACCUCGACUAAAACUCCAGGAUUUCUACCUAUUUUAACACUUAUCUAAGACCACCUUCUACCUGGUUGCAAUAUUGUAAUUACAAAUACACAAAAAUAAGUCCUGUGCUAAAAAUCCCACGCUAAACACCAAAACAACUUUAGCUUAAUGAAGCAGGUUUGGUGUGUAGAUCAUGCCCCUACAGUCUCACUGCUCAAUUAUUUGCCAUUUAUGAGUUAAAUUGCGUUGUUUAUGCAGCCCUACACAGCCUCACUCCACACUUCCUGAAAGAGACAUUCAUUCUUUAUACUUCCCUUAGUGUACAAUGUGUUUAAUUUUUUAAGUUAUUGUCUAGUACUUUGUAAAUUGCCUGAUAGAGACUGCAGCAGCCCCCGAUAUGUGAUUAACAUCCUUUUAAUAGAGCAGGAGGUGACUUUCAAAGUAAAGACACUGCACUUGUAAGAUCUGUUUGAAAAUUAAACAUUUUUUUAAAUGAGACUGAGUGUGUCUUACCCAGGGGAGCCAUGACUAUGUCUGCAUAAACAAAGUGAUUUGACUUCUAAAUGGCAGAGCAUUGAGCAGUAAGACGUUUGGAUCUAAAAGUGCCUGGCGUCUUAACGUCAGGGGUUGUGAUAUCAAUGUAAAAGGAAACUAGGAUAAGAAACUAAAACGAGAAUGCUUUUGGUAAUAAUCAAAGGUUUAUACAGGAUUUUUUGUGUAUAUUUUUAUGUCAUUUAGAGACAACUAAUGUAAUGUUUUGGUGCAUAGAAUAUCCUUUUAAAUUGUCAUGCUCACAUAUUAGUCUCUCAUUCCAAAACUGGGACUGGGACAUAUCUUCCUGGCAGAAUUUUGCAGGCAAGGGACAUUCCUUUGUUACAUUCUUACAUUUAAUGCUUCUUUCUAAAUGGCAUACAAAGGACCAGUUUACAGCUUAGCCCUAUAAUGUCGUGAGUUACAAAUAAACAAUAAUGUUGUUUUUUCAUGAGAUCAAGUAUGCUUCAACGAUGUAUAAUCCACACGUUAAUAGGUAGUUAUUUUGGGAUAAUUUUACAGGCAAUCUAUCAAUGAAGUCGUCUGUAUCUUUUCAAUUGUUUCUGGAUGACGUGAACGACAAUGCACCAAAACUUGCGAACGGUUACGCUGGAGCUGUGUUCUGCCAUCCACUGAGCAAGAAAGAGUCUGUGUUUGUAGAGGCUGUAGAUGCCGAUACGAGUCCAAAUAGCCGUAGAUUUCGAUUUACUCUUGGUGUGGGUGAAAACAUAACCAGAGACUGGACAUUAUCAUUUAUUAAUGGUGAGUACAGACCAACUCGUCAUUCUCUUUUUAGCAAUUGCCUGAAAGCUUUCUAAGAGAUAAAUACCCUCAGUCAAAAAAUAAAACCAAUAAAAUUGAAAUGAUGGACAGAUUCUGAUGACAAAUUUUGAUUGAGACCAAGUGUAUUGUUUUUUUUUUCUUCUUUCACUCUUAAAAUAUAACAACGUUUCCAGGUAAUAGCACUUUUGGAUUUUUAUAAGUGUACCUAUUUUAUUGGCAGGUUCCCAUACUAAGCUUAACAUGAACCACCAUGAUUUUCCGCCUGGCAUUAUACGAGUUCCAAUAAUUGUUAAUGACAACGGAAAACCUCCCUUAGAAUCAACAGUCUAUGCCUCAGGUAGGUCACAUUAAUACAUUCCAAAUGUUUCUUGUAUGUGAUGGUAGAAACAGAACAAAUUGUCUUCCUUCAAUUAUUUUUCACUGAAGAUUCUUACACUCAAUAAACCAUGUAUAACACCAUGUCUUGCUCUCAAUCUACAAAAGUCGAGGUCAAAGAACAUGCAAACUGAUCUCCUCCUGCACUGUCAAAUAAUUCCAUGUCAAUAUUUAUUAGAACAAUUCCGUGAAUUCUUACAGUAACAUUAACAAUAAGUCAGACAAAUGGCACCUACGAGCAUAUUUAGCGAAGGAACAUCCACUCCUUCAUGUUGUCUCUCAUCAAUGGUUGUGUAAAUGAAUUUGUAUCCAUGAUCAAUUGAUAACACUGAUCAUUGCAACAAAUAAUUGAUUCCAGCCCACAGCAUUUGGAGACUGCAAAUACAAGCAUGUAGCACAGCUGGUGCCAACCCCAGCACACUGUCACAUCCAGCACAUUGUCAACCCACUUCCUUUACAAUUUUAUAUUAACACGGCAAUAAGUGGGCUACUGCACUAACUAUGAAUAUAGGUAUGUAAUAUAGUAGUAUUAUGGUACAGCAGCACACAAAACUCUCUAUGCUACAGGCCAGGAUUGGGAGGGGGGCAGAUGUCCCUUGACCCUUUGGUGAUGAAGGUCUCAGUUAGGGACAUUUCUGUUAAAAAACUAUAUAGAAAUCUUUUGUGACAUUUGCAAGUACCUUACCAACACUGUGUAACUCCUGGUUUAGUAAAUAAAUCAAUUUGGGAUGCCCCGUGAAACUCCAUAAUACAAUAUGGAGUAAUAUAUCGGUAUGCAUAAUACUGGUACUGUAUGCAGUUCCUUAUUAGUCAUAUCCUGUGUCAACAAAGAUCUAACUAUUCUCUAACAAAAUACUAUUCUCCUCUUACCUGGGCCAUGAUAAACUCACACUCUUCCAGUAGAAUUCUUUACUCACCAGGGAAAUGAGCCAUAACGAUAUCUGACACUCUAGUAUUGUACUGUUUAUGUUUACAUUUUUUUUUUUUUUUGCAAUCCUGCAUAUCUUCAAUAUUUGCUAAAUCUUGAAUAUCUGCCUCUUCUUGAUACAUUGUAUCUUUCAUUCUAUAAUCUGAUAUAAAUUAUUUAAUACUUACCUAGUGACAAUUUGCACCUGCUCCUCUGGUAACCAGUGCUCAUCACCUCCACUGGAUGACUUCGGUAGGCCAUCUGUCGGAAUGGCUCUCGGAAUUUUAUUUGGAGUUCUGGCAGUUAUAGGUAAGUUCUAUUAACAUUUAAAUACAGUUAAUAACAAUACACAUGUAUACAUACAUACAUACAUAAUUAGCCUUGCUCAAAGAGCUUACAAUCACAAGCAGAUAAAUAAGCCAGACAAACGAUCUAUAGAAAAGCUGUGGUUAUAGAACAAUAGGAAAAAACACUCCCCAUUAAUUCAAGUAUAUUUUAAAAUAUUCUACCUUGGCGUCUGUCUGUCUGUCUGUCUGGUUCACGGUACAAAUAUCAACUCUGGAGUUGCCAAUCUAUAACUAAUUGUUUUUCUGUAUUUAUUUGCACAGGUAUUAUUGUUGCAGCUGUGCUUAUCUCAAUAAACAAGAAAAAGAAGAAAGAGAACACUCCCAAGAAAGUUGCUAAAGUUGAUGCAACCAGUCCUACGGAAACCAUCACUCUGGCGUCUUAACGUCAGGGGUUGUGAUAUCAAUGUAAAAGGAAACUAGGAUAAGAAACUAAAACGAGAAUGCUUUUGGUAAUAAUCAAAGGUUUAUACAGGAUUUUUUGUGUAUAUUUUUAUGUCAUUUAGAGACAACUAAUGUAAUUAACGAGGCCCAUCUGAAAACAAACAUAUAGUGCAAGUCUGAGUUUUUGGAGACUUCUCACUAAAAGAAAAAGCCCACGUAGACUUUUAAUUGCUCAUUUCAUUGCUAGUGUCUAUAUAGUGCCUGUGAAAGGGCAUUGUUUGUGCCAUAAGACAGUGAGUACAUUUAUUUUGAUAAUUUCAUACUUGCACCAUUUGCCACCUGGAGGUCCAUGAGAUGAAAGUGUUUCCUGUAGUCUUCUGUAUAGUCUCUAAAGACCUUGGAAUCAAUAAUCAGAUGUUCUUUCAGUUCACUGUGAGAAAUCUUGGCAGCUUAUACUAUACAUCAUACAAUAAAAUCAACUCUUAAAAUUCUCACACCUCCAUGCAUCUAAUACAACAAUUCUGGCUAUUUCUCAUUAGACGAUCACAUAAUGGUGCACUUCUAUUUUUCAUUCUGUCCAAGAUAAAGUGCUUCAAGAGAAUUAGUACAAAUACUUCAUUUUUACGUAGUCAAAUCAACUAUCAUUUAAUGUUCCAAGAAUGAGCCUAGGAUAGAUACUAAGUUAUUCACUUGGCCAGGGUAUGGCAAUCUAAGGCUCACACGCCAUUCAGAUGAGUGGACCAAAGGCAGUCUAGUUUCUCCCAUUGUAAAGCGCUGCGGAAUUUGUUGGCGCUACAGAAAAAUAAUAAUAAUUAUAAUCCUUGGGGAAAUUCAGAUUUUUAUGUGGAACUGUCAUGAUGUGUCUCUAUUAGGUCUGAUUUUAGGAACCAAUGGGGUGUCCAGCUGUUGGCCGUGCUGUGGGAUGUAUUAGAUGUAAAUGAUAACUUGAACUAAUGGUGUAUCCAAAUCUACCUCAGCUGUUUUAAAUGUAGGACAGUAGGCAAGGAAAAUAUAGAUUUUGGAGAAAUAAAGGUAUGUUUUCAUUUUUAUCAUUAUUAUACUUUGACUAACUGGUGUUCCAAAACAUGACAUGAUAUUUAAUUAAACUUGGCAGACCACAUGUUUGCAAAAUGUUUAUUAUUAUAUUAUGUAUAUACUAACUCAUUGAAAUUUUUUUAAAAGAGUGCAAAAGGAAAUCUUUUUAUUUUUUAAGGGGACACUAUCACGAAAUGCUGUUUUGUUGCACCAGUUAAAGGUACACUCCACUCUUUAAUAGAAAAUAAAUAAAAGUCACUGUUUAGUAGAUAUACCCCAAAUGGAAACUUGUGCGCAUUUAUUUAUGUAUUUUUUCAUUGGGGGUUUAUUUAAAAACAGCUUGUAAAACCUGCAGUUCUUUUGUCUGCUGCCUUUGCAAGUCUUCCUCUUCUAACCCAGCCUAGACUUUAUGUUGCUGUCCAAUCACAGACUCCCCAAUACAGCUCAAUAAGAAGCAAGGCAGGCUCUCUGAGCAAUUGCUACCUCUUGAGUUUAGCUCCACUGAGCUAACCAAACCAGGAAGUAACACUACCGGUAAUAUUCUUGAAAACCAAGGAGGUGUAACAAGGUUCAUUUAUAAAAGUGUAAAUUUCUAUUGAAAUCUGCACUUUUUGCAAAAUAGAAAAAAUAGGACACACUCUUCAAGAUAAAAAACAUUAAAUUUAUGGUAACACAGAGUAGCCUAGAAUAGGAGAAAACAAACAAACAUAUUAUACAAUUAAUAUUGUCACCAUAGUCGUUGAGACUUUGCUAAAAUUAAAACUAAGAGCAUGCCUGUUUCUCCAAAAGCUAAGGACAGAAUAGACUGCCUGGUCAAGUGCAUUACUUACUAGUGAUAUUUGUGAAAAGGAAGAUCUACCAUCUAUUAAAUUGGCCAGAUCCACUGGAGUUUUGAAGUGUAUUAAAAGAUGUAGGGGUUAGAUCAAAGUAGAGACCAUAACACUUUGAUUUUUCAUAAAUAUCACAGAUGUAAAUUGUCAAUAGAGUAAAUCCUACUGAUAAGUCAUCAAGAGAUGUAUGCACAUAGUAAGCAAAUUUACUCAGCAUCCAAAACAUACAAAUAAAACAUAUUUUACAUAUACACAACACAUAUUUAUUGCGUGUGCAAUUAAAAAAAUACAUGGCUCCUUUUUAUAUGAUACGUCAUUUUUAAAUGGUCUGUCUUCAGGGGGUGUACAUCUAUACCGGUAAAGAAAGGUAUUAGAACUUGCAUUUCUAGCCUGUUUGCGAGUUUCGCUGCCUUUGAAAUGGAAAACCAAAGUUUAUGAUACAGCAUUAAAUACAAUUUUAUACAUAUUUGUGUGUGCUCUUUAUUUAUAAAACUGAAUAAAAUUGCCUAUAUUCAUACAAAUGUUAAUAGAAUUCCAAUAAGGUAACAUAAUUCCAAUCAUGUGUGACAUACAAGUCUAGACUAGCCAUUGGACAAACAGACAAAUGUCUAGUGGGCCACGAUGGCCAUGGGCUAAG